Molecule: messenger RNA, 60529 nt
Organism: Coregonus sp. 'balchen'
Lineage: Eukaryota; Metazoa; Chordata; Actinopteri; Salmoniformes; Salmonidae
Source: the annotation of a GenBank genome assembly
AUGAAGAACCCCAUCACUGAGGAAGAGCAAGAUGAAGCUGCAGCUGUGGCCAAGUCAACACUUGCUGAAAGUCUAGGCAGUUUGGUCAUUGUCAGCUACGAAGACUGCCCCUUUGUAGGCCAGGGGCUGACGGUGAUUGGGAAGAAAGUGCAGGUUACUUAUAUGCAGCAGCAUGGAGUGUGGAAUGUUUUUGUCUGGCCCUCUGUGCCAGACAUGACCUAUUAUACUAUGAAGGAGAUGUGAAGUCAAUGAUCAAUGAGGCCGAGACCUUCAGUUCAAGAGCAUCUAGGCAGUCCGAUACAGACUGGCCUGCUUUCUGGUCACACUAGUGAAACGACAUCAAACACACCGUUUUAAGAACUUUUAUUGUCCUUUAAUGAGUUUGUUACAACUUUUGCUACAAAGUGAUAAUUUCUUUGUCUUAAUGUUUGAAUCUCAUGAAUUUAAACGUUUUAUUUUAAUCUUGCAAUGUUCUGAAUCCUGUUUUUAGAAGUUCAUGAUCAAAUGUUUCAGCGUAAUAAUUUGAGUCCCAUUAUUUUGUAUUUUAUUAAGCAUUAAAGGCAUCGUUGUUGACUAAGAAACCAUGUUUACUCUUAAUGUGUGUUUUGAGUUAUCUGCCUAAAAUGACACCAUAACAAAAUAGUUAUGCUGUGCGACCAGCAAUUAUAAUUUGUUACAACCAGUGUUUUUUUUUUUUUUUUUUUAAUGUAAAACAAUUAAAUUAUGUUAUUGUCUCAUGCAGCGAGAAGCUCAGUCUAUAAGAGAAAAGCAAUUAUGUAAUCUGGCUUCCAUUUAUUUAACAGAAGUUGUAGUUGACAGUCAUUCAAAAUGAGGGGUCGUCCAGUGAAAAAACAAAGAUUUAUUAUACUGGAACUUAACUUCUUUAAUGUUGAAUAUUUUAGACCGUGUGUGUGUGUGUGUGUGUGUGUGUGUGUAUUAAUAUUUUACUCUUUGCUUGAAGUAAUGGUCCGAAAACAUUUGUUUUAUUCAUGGUUCGACCGAAUGACUUUUUUUUAGGUCAAUUUAACAAUCGCAUAAAUACUUAUCAACAAUUUUUUUGCGACAAACCCUGACCGUGCAUAGGUAACACUCAAGGGAACAUAUAAAGUGUUUAAAAUGUAAUCGUUUUCCCAUUUCUAAUUUUUUCCUUUUUUAAAACCUUGUACGUCAUUGACCCUUUAUGUAAAUGUUAUAUUUCAGUGUUCUAUUUUGAAUAAAUGUGCUUUGUCGUUAUGGGGUAUUGCGUGUAGAUUGAGGAGAAAACGCUAUUUAAUCUAUUUUAGAAUAAGGCUGCAACAUAACAGUGGAAAAAGUAAAGGGGUCUGAAUACUUUCCGAAUGCACUGUAAAUCGGUAAUCGGUGACUUUUGCCUCCCUAAAAGCAGUAUCGGACCCAAACAUCCCAUAUUGGUUCGGCUCUAGUGUUUUUCAUUCAGUUAAGUGUUUGGGAUCUUUCCUACAGGCAGCCGUGUGAAAUCCUGGAUGUACAGUCUCCCCACCAUUCCAACGGGCCGGUCAACGGGCACGCCAAACUUCAGAUGGACGGGGACUCCAUAGUCAUCAGUGACAGUGACGAGGACACCUCCAAAACCCCCAAAUCAAAGGCCAAUGGGUCAGUCCGUAAGAUAUGCAAUUCAAGGUUGCAUCUGAAAUGUCACCCUAUUCCCUAUAUAGUGCACUACUUUUGACCAGAGACCCACGACCCUGGUCAAAAGUAGUGCACUAUGUAGGGACUAGGGUGCCAUUGCGAAUGCACACAGUCUUUAUCCAUGUUGGCUUUGAUUAAAAACCUUUUGGCUCUUCUCCCCUUAUGUCUAAAGGAAGAAGAAGAAAUCUGUCAACCCAUCUGUGUUUAAGUACAAAGUGCGGCCCAUCAAGGAAGGCAGUGAACCCAUAUUCACCAAGGCUGGUCAGAUGAGGUGAGUCGUGAGACUAACCUACGUCCACUGACUGACCGACCAUGUACAGUUACUAUUGUGGUACAUUUCACAAUACAUUUGCCUUCCUGCUAAGCAGUUUUAUAUUGUUAUUCGACAGUUAAUCCCCUCUGACUUUUUAAAUAUAACAACCUAAGCGUUAUAACAUCUCUCUUUCUGGCACUUAUUUUAGCCGUAAGAAGAACACGUUUUCACGGGACAGAUUAAAGCUGCUGCUCAAACAGCACUGUGAACCACAGAAUGGAGUCAUCAUGCUCAAGGUAUUAUGAUUUAACGCUAGAGUUUUAAUGCAAUGUCAGUUUGUGUGUUUCUUUUUAAGCAAAAACCCUUUAAAAUGUAGAAAACAGGAUUGUCUUGUGUUACGUUCAUUUGAAUCCAGGAACUGUCAUUUUGCUCUAGUGUUGCUAACUGUUUCUUGUUUGUUGUGUUUCAUGCUUAGGCAUCAACUGUUGCUAAGUACAAGAUGGCAGAACAGCACUUCUCCCAGUUCUUCCCUGACGAGCCCCCUGUGUUUGUCUUUAGUCCCACUCCUAAAGGGCGGGGCAAGCCCAAGAAUGAUUAUUCUCCUGGAGAGGUGAGGAUUGGCAAUGUCUUCAUUCCAAAUGGCCCUAUGAGCGGGCCUUGGUCAAAAGUUGUGCACUAUAUAGGGAAUAGGGUGCCAUUUGGGACACAUCCCAUAUGUAGACCCUUUGUCAAGCAUUCCUCAGUGAAGAUAUUAUAACAAUUGUAUUACAUUGUAAUAAUAACUUAUUAUUGUUGGACUUCCAUCAUGGUUUUGUCCAGUGGACUUGUUAGUAAAGACCUCUAUGAAAUGUAAAGCAUCUCAAGACUCAAUUGCAUUUUCAUAAUUUUCUUUAGUUGGGGCACAACUUAUUGAAAGCAGCAGAGGAGAAGCUUCGUCUGAUGCAGCAGAAAGAGGAGAUGAUAGCUACGGGUGAGACCAGUAGUUUAUAGUUGGAUUCUAGUAGAUAAUAGUUAGCAUGUACAGUUGAAGUCAGAAGUUUACGUACACCUUAGCCAAAUACAUUUAAACUCAGUUUUUCACAAUUCCUGACAUUUAAUUAAUCCUAGUAAAAAUUCCCUGUCUUAGGUCAGUUAGGAUCACCACUUUAUUUUAAGAAUGUGAAAUGUCAGAAUAAUAGUAGAGAGAAUGAUUUACUUCAGCUUUUAUUUCUUUCAUCAUAUUCCCAAUGGGUCAGAAGUUUACAUACUCAAUUAGUAUUUGGUAGCGUUGCCUUUAAAUUGUUUAACUUGGGUCAAACGUUUCGGGUAGCCUUCCACAAGCGUCCCACAAUAAGUUGGGUGAAUUUUCGCCCAUUCCUCCUGACAGAGCUGGUGUAACUGAGUCAGGUUUGUAGGCCUCCUUGCUCGCACACGCUUUUUCAGUUCUGCCCACACAUUUUCUAUAGGAUUGAGGUCAGAGCUUUGUGAUGGCCACGCCAAUACCUUGACUUUGUUGUCCUUAAGCCAUUUUGCCACAACUUUGGAAGUAUGCUUGGGGUGAUUGUCCAUUUGGAAGACCCAUUUGCGACCAAGCUUUAACGUCCUGACUGAUGUCCUGAGAUGUUGCAUCAAUAUAUCCACAUAAUUUUCCUUUCCUCAUGAUGACAUCUAUUUUGGGAAGUGCACCAGUCCCUCCUGCAGCAAAGCACCCCCACAGCAUGAUGCUGCCACCCCUGUGCUUCACGGUUGGGAUGGUGUUCUUUGGCUUGCAAGCCUUUCCCUUUUUCCUCCAAACAUAACAAUGGUCAUUAUGGCCAAAUAGUUCUAUUUUUGUUUCAUCAGACCAGAGGACAUUUCUCCAAAAAGUACGAUCUCUGUCCAAAUGUGCAGUUGCAAACCGUAGUCUGGCUUUUUAUGGCGGUAUUGGAGCAGUGGCUUCUUCUUUGCUGAGCAGCCUUUCAGGUUAUGUCGCUAUAGGACUCGUUUUACUGUGGAUAUAGAUACUUUGUACCUGUUUCCUCCAGCAUCUUCACAAGGUCCUUUGCUGUUCUGGGAUUGAUUUGCACUUUUCGCACCAAAGUACGUUCAUCUCUAGGAGACAGAACGCGUCUCCUUCCUGAGCGGUAUGACGGCUACGUGGUCCCAUGGUGUUUAUACUUGCGUACUAUUGUUUGUACAGAUGAACGUUGUACCUUCAGGUGUUUGGAAAUUGCUCCCAAGGAUGAACCAGACUUGUGGAGGUCCUCCUUCUUUCCACUCCUCUCCUCUUUUGACCUCACCCUCUCACCGUCCCCCCCUACUCACAAGGCAGGCAAUACGCUUGACCUCAUCUUCACUAGAUGCUGCUCCUCUACUAAUCUCACUGCAACUCCCCUCCAAGUCUCCGACCACUACUUUGUUUCCUUUUCUCUCUCGCUCUCCUCCCACACUACUCACUCUGCCCCUACACAGAUGGUAAUGCGCCGCCGCAACCUUCGCUCUCUCUCUCCCACUACUCUCUCCUCUUCCAUCCUAUCAUCUCUUCCCUCUGCUCAAUCCUUCUCCCUCCAAUCUCCUGAUUCUGCCUCCUCAACCCUCCUCUCCUCCCUUUCUGCAUCCUUUGACUCUCUGUGUCCCCUAUCCUCCCGGCCGGCUCGGUCCUCCCCCCCAGCUCCGUGGCUUGAUGACUCACUGCGAGCUCACAGAACAGAGCUCCGGGCAGCGGAGAGGAAAUGGAAGAAAACUAAACUCCCUACCGACCUGGCAUCUUUUCACUCCCUCCUCUCUACAUUUUCUUCAUCUGUUUCUGCUGCUAAGGCCACCUUCUACCACUCUAAAUUCCAAGCAUCUGCCUCUAACCCUAGGAAGCUCUUUGCCACAUUUUCCUCCCCUCCUGAAUCCUCCUCCCCCCCCCCCCCCCCCCUCCUCUCUCUCUGUGGAUGACUUCGUCAACCACUUUGAAAAGAAGGUUGACGACAUCCGAUCCUCGUUUGUUAAGUCUAAUAACACUGCUGGUCCUGCUCACACUGCCCUACCCUAUGCUUUGACUUCUUUCUCCCCUCUCUCUCCAGAUAAAAUCCUGCGACUUGUGACUGCAGGCCGCCCAACAACCUGCCCGCUUGACCCCAUCCCCUCCUCCCUUCUCCAGACCAUCUCCGGUGACCUUCUCCCCUACCUCACCUCGCUGAUCAACUCAUCCUUGACCGCUGGCCAUGUCCCUUCCGUCUUCAAGAGAGCGAGAGUUGCUCCCCUCCUCAAAAAACCAACACUCGACCCCACUGAUGUCAACAACUACAGACCAGUAUCCCUUCUUUCUUUUCUUUCCAAAACUAUUGAGCGUGCCGUCUUUAGCCAACUCUCUUGCUAUCUCUCUCAGAAUGACCUUCUUGAUCCAAACCAAUCAGGUUUCAGGACUGGUCAUUCAACUGAGACUGCUCUUCUCUGUGUCACGGAGACUCUCCGCACUGCUAAAGCUAACUCUCUCUCCUCUGCUCUUGUCCUUCUAGACCUGUCUGCUGCCUUUGAUACUGUGAACCAUCAGAUCCUCCUCUCCACCCUCUCCGAGAUGGGCAUCUCCGGCGCGGCUCACUCCUGGAUUGCGUCCUACCUGACCGGUCGCUCCUACCAAGUGGCGUGGCGGGAAGCUGUCUCCGCACCACGUGCUCUCACCACUGGUGUCCCCCAGGGAUCGGUUCUGGGCCCUCUCCUUUUCUCCCUAUACACCAAGUCACUUGGCUCUGUCAUAUCCUCACAUGGUCUCUCCUAUCAUUGCUACGCUGACGAUACACAACUAAUCUUCUCCUUUCCCCCUUCUGAUAACCAGGUGGCGAAUCGCAUCUCUGCAUGUCUGGCAGACAUAUCAGUAUGGAUGACGGAUCACCACCUCAAGCUGAACCCUGGCAAGACGGAGCUGCUCUUCCUCCCGGGGAAGGACUGCCCGUUCCAUGAUCUCGCCAUCACGGUUGACAACUCCGCUGUGUCCUCCUCCCAGAGUGCGAAGAGCCUAGGCGUGACCCUGGACAACACCCUGUCGUUCUCCGCCAACAUCAAGGCGGUGACCCGCUCCUGCAGGUUCAUGCUCUACAACAUUCGGAGAGUGCGACCCUGCCUUACACAGGAAGCGGCGCAGGUCCUGGUCCAGGCACUUGUCAUCUCCCGUCUGGACUACUGCAACUCGCUGUUGGCUGGGCUCCCUGCCUGUGCCAUUAAACCCCUACAACUCAUCCAGAAUGCCGCAGCCCGUCUGGUGUUCAACCUUCCCAAGUUCUCUCACGUCACCCCCCUCCUCCGCACACUCCACUGGCUUCCAGUUGAAGCUCGCAUCCGCUACAAGACCAUGGUGCUUGCCUAUGGAGCAGUGAGGGGAACGGCACCUCUGUACCUUCAGGCUCUGAUCAGUCCCUACACCCAAACGAGGACAUUGCGUUCAUCCACCUCUGGCCUGCUGGCUCCCCUUCCUCUGCGGAAGCACAGCUCCCGCUCAGCCCAGUCAAAACUGUUCGCUGCUCUGGCACCCCAAUGGUGGAACAAGCUUCCUCACGACGCCAGGACAGCGGAGUCACUCACCACCUUCCGGAGACAUUUGAAACCCCACCUCUUUAAGGAAUACCUGGGAUAGGAUAAAGUAUUCCUUCUAACCCCCCCCCCCCCCCAAAUUGUAAAGUGGUUAUCCCACUGGCUAUAGGGUGAACGCACCAAUUUGUGAGUCGCUCUGGCUAAGAGCGUCUGCUAAAUGACGUUAAUGUGCCCUUGAGCAAGGCACUUAACCCUAAUUGCUCCUGUAAGUCGCAACAAUUUUGUUUUCUGAGGUCUUGGCUGAUUUCUUUUGAUUUGUCCCAUGAUGUCAAGCAAAGAGGCACUGAGUUUGAAGGUAGGCCUUGAAAUACAUCCACAGGUAAACCUCCAAUUGACUCAAAUGAUGUCAAUUAGCCUAUCAGAAGCUUCUAAAGCCAUGACAUAAUUUUCUGGAAUUUUCCAAGCUUAGUGUAUGUAAACUUCUGACCCACUGGAAUUGUGAUACAGUGAAUUAUAAGUGAAAUAAUCUGUCUGUAAACAAUUGUUGGAAAAAUCACUUGUGUCAUGCACAAAGUAGAUGUCCUAACCGACUUGCCAAAACUAUAGUUUGUUAACAAGGAAUUUGUGGAGUGGUUGAAAAACGAGUUUUAAUGACUCCAACCUAAGUGUAUGUAAACUUCCGACUUCAACUGUAAGUUAAAAAACUGGUGCACUGUUGUCAUGUAAGUGUUAAUGAGACCGUCCCAAGAUAUGUAUGAAUGAUCCAUAAAUUUGGCUGCCAUAUACAGUACCAGUCAAAAGUUUGGAGACACCUACUCAUUCAAGGGUGUUUCUUUUAUUUUUACUAUUUUCUAUAUUGUAGAAUAAUAGUGACGACGUCAACUAUGAAAUAACACAUAUAGAAUAAUUGAGUAACCAAAAAAAGUGUUAGCCUAAACAAAUCAAAAUAUAUACCCUUUGCCUUUAUGGCAGCUUUGCACACUCUUGGCAUUUUCUUAACUAGCUUCAUGAGGAAUGCUUUUCCCCUUGAAGGAGUUCCCACAUGCUGAGCAUUUGUUGGCUGCUUUUCCUUCACUCUGCAGUCCAACUCAUCCCAAACCAUCUCAAUUGGGUUGAGGUCGGGUGAUUGUGGAGGCCAGGUCAUCUGAUGCAGCACCCCAUCACUCUCCUUCUUGGUAAAAUAGCCCUUACACAGCCUGGAAGUGUAUUGGGUCAUUGUCCUGUUGAAAAACAAAUUAUAGUCCCACUAAGCGCAAACCAGAUGGGAUGGCAUAUCGCUGCAGAAUGCUGUGGUAGCCAUGCUGGUUAUGUGUGCCUUGAAUUCUAAAUAAAUCACUGACCGUGUCACCAGCAAAGCACCAUCACACCUCCUCCAUGCUUCACGGUGGGAAUCACACAUGUGGAGAGCAUCCGUUCACCUACGCUGCGUCUCACAAAGACACGGCGGUAGGAACCAAAAAUCUCCAAUUUGGACUCCAGACCAAAGGACACAUUUCCACCGGUCUAAUGUCCAUUGCUCGUUUUUCUUGGCCCAAGCAGGUCUCUUCUUCUUAUUGGUGUCCUUUAGUAGUGGUUUCUUUGCAGCAAUUCAACCAUGAAGGCCUGAUUCACGACAGUCCCCUCUGAACAGUUGAUGUUGAGAUGCAUCUGUGACUUGAACUCUGUGAAGCAUUUAUUUGGGCUGCAAUUUCUGAGGCUGGUAACUCUAAUGAACUUAUCCUCUGCAGCAGAUGUUACUCUGGGUCUUCCUUUCCGGUGGUGGUCCUCAUGAGAGCCAGUUUCAUCAUAGUGCUUGAUGGUUCUAUAUCGUGGAGCUCCGCCCCAUAGGGGAGCUCUGCUCCUAUUGGUUUACCCCGCUGCCUAGGCAGCGAACAUCCUGAGACAAAAUUAUGCACACACCUGCAGCCAAUAGGAGUACAGGUGUCCCUAUAAGAGGGGACGCUUCCCCUCAAUCAGCCUCCCAUUAUCUUCAGCGACUGGACUGGACUGAAGAAGACGAAGACUCAGGACGAAGAUAUCGCCGUUGAUUUUCCAGAUCAUCGACGUCGUCCGUCGGUGCGUAGUUGAGGUGCGUAGUUGAGCACACACAUGAGGCUGGUAUUAAAAAGGUAUCAAGGCGCCGCCUUGUUUUACCUCAAAGACCUCACACUACAGACUUCUAGGAGUACUGUAGUGAGGGUCUCAUAAAGCAGAUUGCAGUCACAGCCAGGUAAUGGAGUGAUGACGCAAUUGCUAUUCGGGUACAGCGCUCUGUCUCAGGAUAGCAGUUCAGACCCGCGCUGUGUACACGGAGGGCCGGGGUUACGAGUGCAACCAACGUAUCGGCGCCCCCGUUUCUCUCAGAACGUGCUAAUGUUUCCUCUCCCUUUCUUGGGGGGCCUGCCUUGGGCUGUUCCACCACUUCAGUGUUGGAGAACAGUGGCGGCGAGGGCCGUCGAGGAAUACAGGUCCUUCCUACUGAAUGCACCACAGCUUCGCACUCUUCCGAUUUCUCAGCAUUAUUUUGAGUGGGGGCAAAGCUGUACCGUCUCUCUCUGGCUAGACCGGAUGCUGGAGAAGGGUUAUGCCAUCCAAUUUCAUCGUCAUGGAGACGGUGAUGAAAACGCCCAAAAAAGUUGCCGCUCUCGUUGCAGAGAUUACGGAACUUUUGGCGAAGGAGGCUGUCACAGUAGUUCCCUGAGAGCAAAGGAACAGAGGGCUAUAUUCGCCCUACUUCCUGGUGCCCAAAAAAACGGGGGGAAUGAGGCCAAUAUUGGAUUUACGUAUUCUCAACGAGCGUGGAGCCAAACUGCCCUUCCGAAUGCUAACGACAAAACGUCUACUGGAGUGUUCCAGAGGGGAGACUUUUGUACGAGCAUAGACCUAAAGGACGCGUACUUUCAUGUGCCGGUACAGCCGCGUCACAGGAAGUUUCUGCGUUUCGCCUUUCAAGGGGUGGCGUACGAGUUCGCAAGGAUGCCAUUCGGGUACGCCUUGGCACCUCGCACAUUUUCCAAAUGUGUGGAGGCGGCAAUAGAACAGUUGCGUGGUCAGGGAAUAAGGCUACUAGCCUACCUAGACGACUUACUGGUUCUCGCCCCAUCAGCAGAGCUGGCGAUCACACACACAACACAGACAGUGAUUCAUCUCACGCGUCUGGGGUUCGCUGUGAAUUGGAAAAAGAGCUCGGCCUGGCCCAGUCAUCAGAUUGUCUAUCUGGAAAUACAGAGACACUAACGAUGAGGGCUCAAAUUUUGGAUCCUCGAAGGGUUGCCCUGUUGCUAGCCCUAUGAAGGUUUCGUCCGACUCACACGGUAACGGCGCUUUCGGUCACUCUUGGGUCUCAUGUCGUCGGCCCAUUUCGUGUUCCCGCUGGUACUCUUGCACAUGCGCAGAAUACAGCGAUGGUUCGUCCAAUUACGACUAGACCCAGUGCGUGAACGUCGUCAAGUUGGUGGUGGCUCCUCUCUCGCUCAGAGCAGAUCUGAACUAUUGGAGAGACCUGCGCGUUCUCACGCACCUAGUCCUGAUAGGCAAAGUGUCCUCCUACAGUCCAGUGUUUACAGAUGCCUCUGACUGGAUGGGGAGGGACGUCAGACCCAAGCGAUAGGAGGUGUGUGGCCUCUUUCGAGUCGUCACAUCAACCUCUUAGUUGGAAACGGUUCUACUGGUUCUGACCCACUUUGCGUCUACCCUUCGGGGUCGCGAUGUGCUGGUCUGGUCAGACAACCAAACCACAGUAGCCCACAUCAAUCACCAGGGAGGAGUCAGGUCUCCUGCACUCCACCGGGCGGCGGAGGAAUUGUUGCUGUGGGCUCAUGAGCACCUUCGCUCGUUGAGAGCAGCACACAUUCCAGGCUACUUGAACGUAGGGGCAGACCUCAUGUCCAGAGGGGGUCCUCGGGACAACGAGUGGCGUCUGCACCCGGACAUUGUUCUCCAAAUUUGGGAACGGUUCGGGAGAACCGAGGUGGAUCUGUUCGCGUCACACGUGAACGCGCAUUGCCCUCUCUUGUUCUCUCUACGAGCUCAGGACGAACUGCCACUGGGGAGGGACGCAUUUGCGCACCGACCGUGGCCGAGGGUUCUCCUGUAUGCAUUUCCACCGCUGUCCUGCAUUCUGUCACUGUUAGCCAGGGUUAGAUCAGGCGGCCUGUCAAUCAUAUUGGUGGCUCCCGAUCGCCCAGGGGCUCCAUGGUUCGCGGAGAUGAUUCAGAUGUUGAUUGCGCCACCAUGGCCAAUUCCACAUUGACGGGACGCGCUGUCUCAGGCGGGAGGCGCGAUAGGGCAGUUGCCCAUAAUAGGCCAACCACUGAUGGUUUGGCUACUGAGAGGGACAGGCUAGAGCGCCGUGGGUUAUCUGAUUCAGUAAUCAGAACCAUACAGGGUUCACAUGCCGGUUCCACUUCCAGGGUUUAUGCCAGUAAAUGGAACGGGUUUACACAGUGGUGUGUCACAGAGAAUGUGGACCCUUUGUGCUGUCAGGUUGAGUGUUCUCUCGUUCCUACAGUUUUUUUGAUAAGCAGCGAUUGCCCGCCACCAUUAAGGUGUUUUGCAGUGGCGAUUUCAGCUUGUCAUGAGGGGUUUGGCAGAGACACUCUCUUCAGCCACCCUCUAGUGAAAUGUUUCCUAUUAGGAACGCGGCGGCUUAGCCAAUGCCUAGAGCCACGCUUCCUCAGUGGGAUUUGGUUUUGGUACUCGAAGCGCUUUGUGAGGCGCCGUUCGAACCAUUGAAUCAAAUUCCCCUCAGAAUGCUGUCUGUGAAGACAGCACUGUUGCUCGCUUUGACUACUGCUAAGCGUGUCAGUGAUUUGUGUGCUCUUUCAACAAGACCCGACUGCCUUGCCAUUUAAUGGCGACUUGAGCAGAGUGGUGUUACGUCCUAACCCGGCAUUUAUGCCGACGGUUAUUAAGAGCUCAUAUAGAUCACAGACCGUGGAGCUGUGGGCUUUUUCUCGCCCUCCCCAUGGGGAGAGGAGAGAGGAAAGGCUCCAUCGCCUGUGCCCAGUGCGUGCUUUGGCUUGUUACGUUGAGCGCACAACAGCGAUUAGGUCAUAGCCUCAGCUGUUUGUGUGUCACGGUGCGGCUGCACUAGGUAGACCACUUUCGAAACAGCGUCUGUCUCAUUGGCUUUGGGAAGGCAUUGAGAUGGCGUAUGAGGCAGCGGGGCAACCAUUGCCUCGGGUAUAAGAGCCCACUCCACUCGUGGAGUCGCGGCUGCUAUGGCCCUUUUCAGAUGAACAGGGUUGAAGGAUAUUUGUGCGGCGUCGUGGUCGUCACCUUCUCCUUUUAUCAGUUUUUAUCUCUUAGAUAUGUCUUCUAACUCUUUGGCUCAGUCUGUACUCAGCGUGGCUGAUGGGAGGCCUUGAGCUAGGAGAAAGGAAUGCAGGACUGAGGAGACGGGUCUCUUUCAGGUCCACUCCUUGUAGAAGAAACAUGUAUAGCAUGACUCCUGACUGAUAUGUUCAGUGCAGUAGAAGGCAUGUAUUGAUCUGCCCACCAGUGAAUAACUGGGUUGGGGCAGAAUGAUGAGGGAAAAUAGUACGGGUAACUUUGGUUACGGUACUAUCAGACCGGUCAUAUAGCUCCUGAGUGGCGCAGUGCUAACUGUGCCACUAGAGAUCCUGGUUCGAAUCCAGGCUCUGUCGCAGCCGGCCGCGACCGGGAGACUCAUGGGCGGCGCACAAUUGGCCCAGCGUUGUCCAGGGUAGGGGAGGGAAUGGCCGGCAGGGAUGUAGCUCAGUUGAUAGAGCAUGGCGUUUGCAACGCCAGGGUUGUGGGUUCGAUUCCCACGGGGGGCCAGUAUAAAAAAUAAAUACAAAUGUAUUCACUAACUGUAAGUCGCUCUGGAUAAGAGCGUCUGCUAAAUGACGUAAAUGUAAAAUGUAAAUAAUAUUGACGGAAUUGUGACUCAAUCUUUCUGCUUGUUCAGAUUAGUAUGACUCGUUCUGGAGUCUACCCAUUAAUCUUUGGGGAUCCAUAGAUUUGAGUGUGGUGGAUUACCGAAUACACAGUGUAGAGUCAGUGGUCGGUUUUGUUUAAGACAGCAUAUUGAGGUACCAUCUAUCUGCUGGUUCAGAGUAGUAUGGUGUUGGGCUCGGCAGGGAGUACAUUUUGGAGCGUUGUGCUCCACCUUAAACUAAUAGGAGCAGAGCUCCCCUAUGGGGCGGAGCUCCACGAUAUAGAACGAUAGUUACCGGAGUUGUAACUCCAGUUCUAUGAGUGGAGCGGAGCCCCCAUAGGACUUAAGGCCCUGCCGACCCUCCAGUCUCGCUAAAGAUAAUUUCUCGGGAGGCUGAUUGAGGGGAAGCGUCCCUUCUUAUAGGGACACCUGUACUCCUAUUGGCUGCAGGUGUGUGCAUAAUUUUGUCUCAGGCUGUUCGCUGCCUAGGCAGCGGGGUAAACCAAUAGGAGCAGAGCUCCCCUAUGGGGCUCCGCUCCACUCAUAGAACUGGAGUUACAACUCCGGUAACUAUCGUUUUUGCGACUGCACUUGAAGAAACUUUCAAAGUUCUUGAAAUUUUCCAGGUUGACUGACCUUCAUGUCUUAAAGUAAUGAUGGACUGUCGUUUCUCUUUGCUUAUUUGAGCUGUUCUUGCCAUAAUAUGGACUUAGUCUUUUACCAAAUAGGGCUAUCUUCUGUAUACCACCCCCUACCUUGUCACAACACAACUGAUUGGCUCAAAUGCAUUAAGAAGGAAAGAAAUUCCACAAAUUAACUUUUAAGAAGGCACAUCUGUUAAUUGAAAUGCAUUCCAGGUGACUACCUCAUGAAGCUGGUUGAGAGAAUACCAAGAGUGUGCAAAGCUGUCAAGGCAAAGGGUGGCUAUUUUGAACAAUCUCAAAUAUAAAACACUUUUUUUGUUACUUCAUGAUUACAUAUGUGUUAUUUCAUAGUUUUGAUGUCUUCACUAUUAUUCUACACUGUAGAAAAUAGUACAAAUAAAGAAACCCUGGAAUGAGUAGGUGUCUGUCCAAACUUUUGACUGGUACGGUGUGUCCAGAACUGUCACAUUAAAACAAUAUGCUUUAGUUAUAACUGUCUGUUAUGUUCAGCACAUGAAAAGGCCAAGCUGAAGAGGGAGAAAGAAGAUAACCUGGAAGCCAAAAAGCGAGAGAAGGAGGACAAAGAAAAGAAGCGAGAAGAGAUGAAGAAGAUGUUUGAAGAGGAGAAGCAGAGGAGGAAAGUAGAGAAGGAAAAAGUGAGUCUGAGUAACUUAUUUUUUGAUCAAUGACAUUUGAGUUUAAUUUACAUUUGAUUUGUACACCAUACAACUUCUCAUGUUAAUAUACAGUGGGGAGAACAAGUAUUUGAUACACUGCUGAUUUUGCAGGUUUUCCUACUUACAAAGCAUGUAGAGGUCUGUAAUUUUUAUCAUAGGUACACUUCAACUGUGAGAGACGGAAUCUACAACAAAAAUCCAGAAAAUCACAUUGUAUGAUUUUUAAGUAAUUAAUUUGCAUUUUAUUGCAUGACAUAAGUAUUUGAUACAUCAGAAAAGCAGAACUUAAUAUUUGGUACAGAAACCUUUGUUUGCAAUUACAGAGAUCAUACGUUUCCUGUAGGUCUUGACCAGGUUUGCACACACUGCAGCAGGGAUUUUGGCCCACUCCUCCAUACAGACCUUCUCCAGAUCCUUCAGGUUUCGGGGCUGUCGCUGGGCAAUAUGGACUUUCAGCUCCCUCCAAAGAUUUUCUAUUGGGUUCAGGUCUGGAGACUGGCUAGGCCACUCCAGGACCUUGAGAUGCUUCUUACGGAGCCACUCCUUAGUUGCCCUGGCUUUGUGUUUCGGGUCGUUGUCAUGCUGGAAGACCCAGCCACGACCCAUCUUCAAUGCUCUUACUGAGGGAAGGAGGUUGUUGGCCAAGAUCUCGCGAUACAUAGCCCCAUCCAUCCUCCCCUCAAUACGGUGCAGUCGUCCUGUCCCCUUUGCAGAAAAGCAUCCCCAAAGAAUGAUGUUUCCACCUCCAUGCUUCACGGUUGGGAUGGUGUUAUUGGGGUUGUACUCAUCCUUCUUCCUCCAAACACGGCGAGUGGAGUUUAGACCAAAAAGCUCUAUUUUUGUCUCAUCAGACCACAUGACCUUCUCCCAUUCCUUCUCUGGAUCAUCCAGAUGGUCAUUGCCAAACUUCAGACGGGCCUGGACAUGCGCUGGCUUGAGCAGGGGGACCUUGCGUGCGCUGCAGGAUUUUAAUCCAUGACGGCGUAGUGUGUUACUAAUGGUUUUCUUUGAGACUGUGGUCCCAGCUCUCUUCAGGUCAUUGACCAGGUCCUGCCCUGUAGUUCUGGGCUGAUCCCUCACCUUCCUCAUGAUCAUUGAUGCCCCACGAGGUGAGAUCUUGCAUGGAGCCCCAGACCGAGGGUGAUUGACCGUCAUCUUGAACUUCUUCCAUUUUCUAAUAAUUGCGCCAACAGUUGUUGCCUUCUCACCAAGCUGCUUGCCUAUUGUCCUGUAGCCCAUCCCAGCCUUGUGCAGGUCUACAAUUUUAUCCCUGAUGUCCUUACACAGCGCUCUGGUCUUGGCCAUUGUGGAGAGGUUGGAGUCUGUUUGAGUGUGUGGACAGGUGUCUUUUAUACAGGUAACGAGUUCAAACAGGUGCAGUUAAUACAGGUAAUGAGUGGAGAACAGGAGGGCUCCUUAAAGAAAAACUAACAGGUCUGUGAGAGCCGGAAUUCUUACUGGUUGGUAGGUGAUCAAAUACUUAUGUCAUGCAAUAAAAUGCAAAUUAAUUACUUAGAAAUCAUACAAUGUGAUUUUCUGGAUUUUUGUUGUAGAUUCCGUCUCUCACAGUUGAAGUGUACCUAUGAUAAAAAUUACAGACCUCUACAUGCUUUGUAAGUAGGAAAACCUGCAAAAUCGGCAGUGUAUCAAAUACUUGUUCUCCCCACUGUAGAUUAUAUUGUUUGUAUCAUUAUACUGUAUUGCAGGAGAGGGAGAAGCUGAAGGAGGAAAAGAAGCAAUAUGCAGAGCGACUGAAGAUGUGGAGCAAACCUAGAGAAGACUUGGAGUGUGAGGACCUGAAGGUAAGCAGCCCCAGUAACAUCCUUAGCUAGUCUUUAUUUGGCCUCAUCCUCCAUAGUUGAAACAUGUUUAUUUUUUCUAUUUAAUACAAAAGUUGUCCUGGGCCCAGAGAUGUUAGCGAUGUAUGGCCAGUUCAUAUGGUCAAUAUGAGUUAGCUAUACACCACAAACACACCUGGGACCAAUGUUCCCGCAAAUUUAUUCGGUACUGAGUAAAUUUCAGCUUCGCUGAGCGCAAACUUGAAUAUUGUGAAAAUUCUGUGCAACUUCCAGUGUUCCUUUACUGUGGACUAUUUGCAUUGUCCCACCCCCUCUUUAUUUUAAUUUUUUUACUUAUCUAUUUUUUACUUAACACUUAUUUUUCUUUCAACUGCAUUGUUGGUUAAGGGCUUGUAAGUAAGCAUAUUCGGCGCAUGUGACAAAUGACAUUUGAUUUGAACACUGAGGCUGUACCCGCUUUAAGUUACUGUUUCAGACAGUGGUCAAGUAGGCUACUGUGGCAAUUUGAUCAUAAUGUAGGCCUACAAUCAAAAACAAUGUUAAAUGCAUCCCAUAACAAUUUAACAUCGCUGAUUACAAAUUAUCUAUAACUGGGCUAAUAACUCACUAACUAGCAAAUUAUAUGAACAAAUGUGCACGUUUGACUACAUGCAGUUCUCGCUUUGAUCUCAAAACAAGCGCAUCUACUCACGACCACUCAUGCUUUAAACACAUAGUCCAGUUGAAAGUGAAUGGCACAGAUCCAUAUAUGGCAAUGGUCUAUUUGCAUAUAUGCCUGCUACAGCUCUGAUUGGUUAUGCCACACCGGUCUGUGUAGAGUACAGGCUGAGUCUUGCAUGUCAAUGCAAUAUAAUCCUACUCUGAUGCGUUCUGCCUACAACAAUCUCUUGCAUAGUUAGUUUUGUAUACUAAGUCUUGGGUAGUUAGUUUUGUUACUGUACGUUGCAUUGAAAGUGGCUAAUAUUGCAUUGAUUCGAUCACAAUUGCCACAGUAAAGAGAAAUGUUGAUAGUGUUAACAAAGGGGGGAAAACUCCAGAAAGUUGAUUUGAAGUUCAAUCUCGUGCUUCUCUGCGCGGGCUGAUAUUUCUUCUGCAUGGCAGCUCCCCGGCGCACGCACACAGCUUAGAGGGAACAUUGUCUGGGACCGUGCUAGUUUUUUGGGGGUUGGGACACAGUCAAGGUUGGGAAACAUUGUCCUAAAUGCUAUCUCUACAUUUGUAUAUGGGAUUGAAUUCAAAUGACUAUGGUAUAACCAAGUCAUUAUUGUAAAAGACUUGUUCUCAAUGACUUACUAGUUAAAUAAAGCUAGAAUGUUUAGGCUUCUGACUCUCUCCUUUAUGGCAUGGUGUCCAGGAUCUCCCAGCCCCGGUCCCAGUGAAGACCCGUCUGCCUGCAGAGCUAUUUGGAGACGCCCUCAUGGUACUGGAAUUCCUCAAAGCUUUCGGAGAGCUCUUUGACCUGAAGGACGAGUUUCCAGAAGGCAUCACACUCGGUGAGAAACACUGGCAAAACAUUGUAAAAAUACAAUCACUGGUCCUGCACUUUUUUAGUUUUAUCACCCAUGUUUGCUUUUUGAAUAUAGUUUGUCAUUUCUUGUGUGAAAGUACGCUAGUACAGUGACCGUCUGGUUGAGUGUGUUAAGAGUUUUCUGACUGUGGGGCCCUUGUCUGUGUGUUCCAGAGGUGCUGGAGGAGGCCCUGGUGGUGUCGGACCCUGAGGGGCCGUUGUGUGAGCUGCUCUUCUUCUUCCUGUCGGCCAUAUUCCAGGCCCUAGCUGAGGAGCAGGAGGAGGUGGCCCGCGACCAGGUGGCUGAGGCGGACGCCAAAGGUAGGGACAGCAACGGGCCUCAAACGCUUGUUUAGUGUCAACUAGUAAACCCAUGUUUAAACUCUGUUUUAGUCUAGUAAACCCAUUGUGAUUGGUCACCAAAUAGACUUUGGAUGUUAUCAAUGGCGACAUUUCAUCCAGGCUGUAGGAUUGACUGACUGACAAUUUUUAGCAUCAUGGUGAAAUCUUAGUUUUCACUGAGUGAAUCGUCUUCCUUGUUGGCAGAUCUGAGUGAGGCCCUGGAUGAUGAUGCGGACCCCACCCAGUCAGCCAUCAGUGCUGUGGCUUCUCUGGCUGCUGCCUGGCCUCAGCUGCACCAAGGUGAGAGAAGGACAACAGUCUUUAAUAUAGUCAAUGUUCAUAUACAGCUAUUUGUGCAUUUGUUUAUUUUGUACUGAGAGCCUGACUCUACAGCAGUGGUUCCCAAACUGUGGGGUGCGCCCCCUAGGGGGGACACGAGGGGUCAGUGGAGGGGGAGAGAGAGCGAGACUGUCUGGCUUUAAACUUACUCUUGAAAGUUGUGAUGGUAGAAUGCAGAAGGUGUAAUUUCUAAAUUGGGUAGUGCGUCAUCAGCUUUUCCUCUUGUCAUGUCAGUCAUUGCAUACUUUAGAGAGCUAUUUAUAACUUGUCAGAAAUGUCCAGAUCAACUAGCCCAUGUCAGCUAAUCUUUUUUUAUUCGUUUUUUUUUAGCCCCCAAUUUUUCUGUCGCUCAAAUAUCACAUGAAUACAUAUUAGACAUGGCAAAAUGUAUUGCAAGAAAAUAAGCUUUAAACCUGCAGGAUGCAGGUCUUAAUAACUACAGUGGGGAAAAAAGGUAUUUAGUCAGCCACCAAUUGUGCAAGUUCUCCCACUUAAAAAGAUGAGAGGCCUGUAACUUUCAUUAUAGGUACACGUCAACUAUGACAGACAAAAUGAGAUUUUUUUUCUUCAGAAAAUCACAUUGUAGGAUUUUUAAUGACUUUAUUUGCAAAUUAUGGUGGAAAAUAAGUAUUUGGUCAAUAACAAAAGUUUCUCAAUACUUUGUUAUAUACCCUUUGUUGGCAAUGACACAGGUCAAACGUUUUCUGUAAGUCUUCACAAGGUUUUCACACACUGUUGCUGGUAUUUUGGCCCAUUCCUCCAUGCAGAUCUCCUCUAGAGCAGUGAUGUUUUGGGGCUGUCGCUGGGCAACACAGACUUUCAACUCCCUCCAAAUAUGUUCUAUGGGGUUGAGAUCUGGAGACAGGCUAGGCCACUCCAGGACCUUGAAAUGCUUCUUACGAAGCCACUCCUUCGUUGCCCGGGCGGUGUGUUUGGGAUCAUUGUCAUGCUGAAAGACCCAGCCACGUUUCAUCUUCAAUGCCCUUGCUGAUGGAAGGAGGUUUUCACUCAAAAUCUCACGAUACAUGGCCCCAUUCAUUCUUUCCUUUACACGAAUCAGUCGUCCUGGUCCCUUUGCAGAAAAACAGCCCCAAAGCAUGAUGUUUCCACCCCCAUGCUUCACAGUAGGUAUGGUGUUCUUUGGAUGCAACUCAACAUUCUUUGUCCUCCAAACACGACGAGUUGAGUUUUUACCAAAAAGUUCUAUUUUGGUUUCAUCUGACCAUAUGACAUUCUCCCAAUCCUCUUCUGGAUCAUCCAAAUGCACUCUAGCAAACUUCAGACGGGCCUGGACAUGUACUGGCUUAAGCAGGGGGACACGUCUGGCACUGCAGGAUUUGAGUCCCUGGCGGCGUAGUGUGUUACUGAUGGUAGGCUUUGUUACUUUGGUCCCAGCUCUCUGCAGGUCAUUCACUAGGUCCCCCCGUGUGGUUCUGGGAUUUUUGCUCACCGUUCUUGUGAUCAUUUUGACCCCACGGGGUGAGAUCUUGCGUGGAGCUCCAGAUCGAGGGAGAUUAUCAGUGGUCUUGUAUGUCUUCCAUUUCCUAAUAAUUGCUCCCACAGUUGAUUUCUUCAAACCAAGCUGCUUACCUAUUGCAGAUUCAGUCUUCCCAGCCUGGUGCAGGUCUACAAUUUUGUUUCUGGUGUCCUUUGACAGCUCUUUGGUCUUGGCCAUAGUGGAGUUUGGAGUGUGACUGUUUGAGGUUGUGGACAGGUGUCUUUUAUACUGAUAACAAGUUCAAACAGGUGCCAUUAAUACAGGUAACGAGUGGAGGACAGAGGAGCCUCUUAAAGAAGUUACAGGUCUGUUAGAGCCAGAAAUCUUGCUUGUUUGUAGGUGACCAAAUACUUAUUUUCCACCAUAAUUUGCAAAUAAAUUCAUAAAAAAUCCUAGAAUGUGAUUUUCUGGAAAGAAAAUUCUCAAUUUGUCAGUCAUAGUUGACGUGUACCUAUGAUGAAAAUUACAGGCCUCUCUCAUCUUUUUAAGUGGGAGAACUUGCACAAUUGGUGGCUGACUAAAUACUUUUUUCCCCACUGUACAUCCUGUUUGCAACAAGGCACUAAAGUAAUACUGCAAAAAAUGUGGCAAAGCAAUUCACUUUUUGUCCUGAAUACAAAGCGUUAUAUUUGGGGGAAAUCCAAUACAACAAAUUACUGAGUACCACUCUUCAUAUUUUCAAGCAUAGUGAAGCGUUAUAUUUGGGGGAAAUCCAAUACAACAAAUUACUGAGUACCACUCUUCAUAUUUUCAAGCAUAGUGGUGGCUGCAUCAUGUUAUGUGUAUGCUUGUAAUCAUUAAGGACUGGGGAGUUUUGCAGGAUAAAAAAGAAAGGGAAUGGAGCUAAGCACAGGCAAGAUCCUAGACAAAAACCUGGUUCAGUCUGCUUUCCACCAGACACUGGGAGAUUAAUUCACCUUUCAGCAGGACAAUAACCUACAACACAAAGCCAAAUCUACACUGGAGUUUCUUACCAAGAAGACAGUGAAUGUUCCUGAGUGGCCGAGUUACAGUUUUGACUUAAAUCUGCUUGAAAACCUAUGGCAAGGAACGGUGUUUCCUCCGACACAUUGGUGCGGCUGGCUUCCGGGUUAAGUGGGCGGGUAUUAAGGAGCGCGGUUUGGUGGGUCACGUUUCGGAGGACACAUUACUCGACCGUCGCCUCUCCCGAGCCCGUUGGGGAGUUGCAGCAAUGAGACAAGAUUGUAAUUGGAUCGCAAUUGGAUAUCACGAAAUUGGGGAGAAAAAGGGGGUAAUUUUUUUAAACAAAUAAAAUAAGAAAUAUGGCAAGACUUAAAUGGUUGUCUAGCAAUGAUCAACAAUCAAUUUGACAGAGCUUGAAGAUUUUAAAAAAUAAUAAUGUGCAAAUAUCGUACAAUCGAGGUGUGCAAAGCUCUUAGAGGCUUACCUAGAAAGACUCACACCUGUAAUUGCUGCCAAAGGUGAUUAUAACAUGUAUUGACUCAGGGGUGUGAAUACUUAUGCAAAUUAGAUAUUUCUGUAUGUUGUGUAGAUGGGUGAGAAAAAAUCUAUUUAAUCCAUUUUGAAUUCAGGCUGUAACACAACAAAAUGUGGAUUAAGUCAAGGGGUAUGAAUACAUUCUGAAGGCACUGUAUCUGCACAUAUGUGACGUAGUACGCAAUUCUCGGGGAACACUUUUGGCUCGUGAGUGCUACUUUCAGAACUACUGGCAAAAAAGUAUACAAAAGUACAGAAGAAUCUCUUUAAUGUUUAACUAUUUUUUUUUCUCUGAAAAAUAUAUUAUUUUAUCAAUUAAAUAAUGUUGCCUAUUGCAUUUACAACACAACAGUACAACAACAAAUCAAAAUACCCCAAAAAUAACUUGAAACAUAUGUUUUAAAUGCAAUAUAUUUUUAUUACUAUUCUAAAGAAAUUAAAUUACAAACAGAAAAUGGAAGUCUUCAAAGGUGGCAGUCUCCAUGUGAUCUCAUUUGGAGAUGUAAUAUCUGCAGCUUUUAUUCAAUAUCACUUGGUUUAAGAAGUAGUCCUCAGUCUUAAAUGACGCAAACCUCAGUGAGCCCAGACUGUGUGUAGCAGGGCUUCUCGGUUGCCUCGUAGUUGGAUGCCUCAGCAUUGUCAGAUACAACUUUGGCUAGCUUGGUGUCGAAUGGGUUCAAUGCCACCUGGAUGGCAGGCUCAGAGUCAGGCACAAGGAAGUUAUCUGGGAUGCUAGGCAGAGGCGGCUCACACUCUCUCAGGCUGACAGCACUCUUUCCAGGUCUCUUUUCCGACUCAGAUUUGUCCUUAGUGGAGAUGAACUCCUUUGACUUCUGCAACUCUUUUGCAGAAUCGUCAGAAAUGGGGGCACACUGUGGUGUGGAUGAUGCUUGUUUCAAACCAAACCGUGAAGAGAUGCUCUCCCGAACUCUGGAUGCCAGUGUCUGUGGUUCAGUGGUGGCUGGUUCCCUUUUCUUCAACCUGGCAGUGGCAAUAGCAUCAGAUCGCCUUCUAGCCUCCUUGGAGAUUCUCACAGCAUCAUAGAGAACCACUAUUACGAUGAAGCCAUAGAAAACGAGCCCCAAAAUCAGGUUCACCUUCACAAGUGGCUCGGAGUAAGAAGGGUCAGUCAAUAUGUUGACUCUGGGUUUGAUCUUCAGGGUGCUCUUCUGAGCUUUUGGAGCUGGAGCCUGAAGAUUUUCUUUGAAGACGUUGUUGUCACCUUGCAAUGCUUUUUGCUUGUAAGCCUGUAGAUAAGGAAUAAUUUUCUCCACAAUCAUCUGUGGGACUUUAGCUUUACCUGGGAAAGUAUCAUCUUUCAUCCUCUGAAGUUGUUCCAGCAUCUGGUCCACUUGCACCAUUUUGGUCCAUUUUGCAACAUUGGGGAUGUCCUGAACAGGGUGGUCCUUCACUGGCAUCAAAGGCUUGUGCUCUGGAACAGAAAUCAGGGGCUCUACAAGCUCCGCGGUCUCUUUAGAAUUUUUUGAGGAAUAUCCUUUUGUCAACUGGCCCACGUUACCUGGAGAAGAAUCGUCUUUCACUCGUAAACUCUUAAGUUGUUCCAGCAAUGACUUAAAAUUGGUCUCUUUUGUAGCAUCAGGGUUGUUCUGAACAGAGUGGUCCUUCACUGGCAUCAACGGCUUGUGCUCUGGAACAGAAAUCAGGGGCUCUACAAAGUCCGGGGGGUCUUUGACAUUUUUUGAGGAAUAUCCUUUUGUCAACUGGCCCACAUUACCUGGAGAAGAAUAGUCUUUCACCCGUAAACUAUCAACUUGUUCUUUUGUAGCAUCAGGGUUGUUCAGAAUAGGGUGGUCCUUCACUGGCAUCAAAGUCUUGUGCUCUGAAGACACCAACACAUUUGCAGCAACAGGCGAAAGGAGACAGAAAAUAACAGCCAACAAUAACAUCUUCAUGUUGCACAGCCCACCCUUCUGGGAGAGCUGUGCCAUUUUGAUUAAAGAAAUCGUCUUUCAAAAGUAGGCAGUACAAAUUACAAGUCAAACUACUAGUUGGCUAGCUGUGCUUUGUAAAAGUGAAUUGGGUUUACUGUUCACUGUCAAACAUACACAAGAUAUGGACCCAACAUGAUGUAAUAGAAGAAUCUGAUUAUAACAUCACGAGUUCCAGAAUGUUGUAACCUGCUCCUCAUUGUAUUCAUUAAUUCAGAUAAUUCAUUAAUUCAUCUCUUUGGAUACAUUUGGCAAUUAGUUUGACGUGCAGUCCCUGUCCCUAAACUGCUUUCUCCUACGACUUUGGCAAAUGCCCCCCGUGACCUACAGCUCCUCAUAUACUACCAGGUCAUGGUAGUAUCUACACUGGUGCUGGUGCUUGCGAUGACCCAGCUAAUUAUGAGCUUUCUGACCCAGGGAGUGAGAGACUUUUUGGCCUUCCUCAUGGCCCGCACUGCCCCCCUGGAAACCAAAUGUUUAAAGACAUGGUACUUUGGUGACUAAGAAAGUAUUUUUUAAACCUCUCACUUUGGGCUGGAUGCUUCAAAGUCUAGUUCAUACAUGCAUAAUCUGAGGGAAGAAUUACUGUUCAGAGAGAGAGAGAGAGAGAGAAAUGAGAUUUUAAUUUUAUUUUGGCCCAUUCCUCCAUGCAGAUCUCCUCUAGAGCAGUGAUGUUUUGGGGCUGUCGCUGGGCAACACGCUUUCAACUCCCUCCAAAGAUUUUCUAUGGGGUUGAGAUCUGGAGACUGGCUAGGCCACUCCAGGACCUUGAAAUGCUUCUUACGAAGCCACUCCUUCGUUGCCCGGGCGGUGUGUUUGGGAUCAUUGUCAUGCUGAAAGACCCAGUCACGUUUCAUCUUCAAUGCCCUUGCUGAUGGAAGGAGGUUUUCACUCAAUCUCACGAUACAUGGCCCCAUUCAUUCUUUCCUUUACACGGAUCAGUCGUCCUGGUCCCUUUGCAGAAAAAACAGCCCCAAAGCAUGAUGUUUCCACCCCCAUGCUUCACAGUAGGUAUGGUGUUCUUUGGAUGCAACUCAGCAUUCUUUGUCCUCCAAACACGACGAGUUGAGUUUUUACCAAAAAGUUCUAUUUUGGUUUCAUCUGACCAUAUGACAUUCUCCCAAUCCUCUUCUGGAUCAUCCAAAUGCACUCUAGCAAACUUCAGACGGGCCUGGACAUGUACUGGCUUAAGCAGGGGGACACGUCUGGCACUGCAGGAUUUGAGUCCCUGGCGGCGUAGUGUGUUACUGAUGGUAGGCUUUGUUACUUUGGUCCCAGCUCUCUGCAGGUCAUUCACUAGGUCCCCCCGUGUGGUUCUGGGAUUUUUGCUCACCGUUCUUGUGAUCAUUUUGACCCCACGGGGUGAGAUCUUGCGUGGAGCCCCAGAUCGAGGGAGAUUAUCAGUGGUCUUGUAUGUCUUCCAUUUCCUAAUAAUUGCUCCCACAGUUGAUUUCUUCAAACCAAGCUGCUUACCUAUUGCAGAUUCAGUCUUCCCAGCCUGGUGCAGGUCUACAAUUUUGUUUCUGGUGUCCUUUGACAGCUCUUUGGUCUUGGCCAUAGUGGAGUUUGGAGUGUGACUGUUUGAGGUUGUGGACAGGUGUCUUUUAUACUGAUAACAAGUUCAAACAGGUGCCAUUAAUACAGGUAACGAGUGGAGGACAGAGGAGCCUCUUAAAGAAGUUACAGGUCUGUUAGAGCCAGAAAUCUUGCUUGUUUGUAGGUGACCAAAUACUUAUUUUCCACCAUAAUUUGCAAAUAAAUUCAUAAAAAAUCCUCCAAUGUGAUUUUCUGGGAAAAAAAAUCUCAAUUUGUCCGUCAUAGUUGACGUGUACCUAUGAUGAAAAUUACAGGCCUCUCUCAUCUUUUUAAGUGGGAGAACUUGCACAAUUGGUGGCUGACUAAAUACUUUUUUCCCCCACUGUACAUCCUGUUUGCAACAAGGCACGAAAGUAAUACUGCAAAAAAUGUGGCAAAGCAAUUCACUUUUUGUCCUGAAUACAAAGCGUUAUAUUUGGGGGAAAUCCAAUACAACAAAUUACUGAGUACCACUCUUCAUAUUUUCAAGCAUAGUGAAGCGUUAUAUUUGGGGGAAAUCCAAUACAACAAAUUACUGAGUACCACUCUUCAUAUUUUCAAGCAUAGUGGUGGCUGCAUCAUGUUAUGUGUAUGCUUGUAAUCAUUAGCAGGGGGACACGUUGUCUGGACCUAUGGCAGUCUCUAUGGGGGUGCCACAGGGUUCAAUUCUUGGGCCGACACUUUUCUCCGUGUAUAUCAAUGAUGUCGCUCUUGCUGCUGGUGACUCUCAGAUCCACCUCUACGCAGACGACACCAUUUUGUAUACAUCUGGCCCUUCAUUGGACACUGUGUUAACAAACCUCCAAACGAGGUUCAAUGCCAUACAACAAUCCUUCAGUAGCCUUCAACUGCUCUUAAACACUAGUAAAACUAAAUGCAUGCUUUUCAAUCGAACGCUGCUGGCACCCGCCCACCCGACUAGAAUCACCACUCUCGACGGGUCUGACCUAGAGUAUGUGGACAACUACAAAUACCUAGGUGUCUGGUUAGACUGUAAACUCAACUUCCAGACUCACAUAAAGAAUCUCCAAUCCAAAGUUAAAUCUAGAAUCGGCUUCCUAUUUCGCAACAAAGCCUCCUUCACUCAUGCUGCCAAACAUGCCCUCGUAAAACUGACUAUCCUACCGAUCCUUGACUUCGGCGAUGUCAUUUACAAAAUAGCCUCCAACACUCUACUCAGCAAAUUGGAUGUAGUCUAUCACAGUGCCAUCCGUUUUGUCUCCAAAGCCCCAUACACUACCCACCACUGUGACCUGUACGCUCUUGUUGGCUGGUCCUCACUACAUGUUCGUCGUCAAACCCACUGGCUCCAGGCCAUCUAUAAAUCACUGCUAGGCAAAUCCCCGCCUUAUCUUAGCAGCACCCACCCGUAGUCUGCGCUCCAGCAGGUAUAUCUCACUGGUCAUUCCCAAAGCCAACACCUCCUUUGGCCGCCAUUCCUUCCAGUUCUCUGCUGCCAAUGACUGGAACGAAUUGCAAAAAUCUCUGAAGCUGGAGACUCUUAUCUCCCUCAAUAACUUUAAGCAUCAGUUGUCAGAGCACCUUACCGAUCACUGCACCUGUACACAGCCCAUCGGAAAUUAGCCCACCCAACUACCUCAUCCCUAUAUUGUUAUUUAUUUUGCUCUUUUGCACCCCAGUAACUCUAUUUGCACAUAAUCUCUUGCACAUCUAGCAUUCCAGUGUUAAUACUAUUGUAAUUAUUCUGCACUAUAGCCUAUUUAUUGCCUUACCUCCAUAACUUGCUACAUUUGCACACACUGUAUAUAUAUUUUCUGUUGUAUUUCUGACUUUAUGUUUUUUACCCCAUAUGUAACUCUGUGUUGUUUUUAUUGCACUACUUUGCUUUAUCUUGGCCAGGUCGCAGUUGUAAAUGAGAACCUGUUCUCAACUGGCUUACCUGGUUAAAUAAAGGUGAAAUAAAAAAAUUUAAAAAAAUUAAGGACUGGGGAGUUUUGCAGGAUAAAAAAGAAAGGGAAUGGAGCUAAGCACAGGCAAGAUCCUAGACAAAAACCUGGUUCAGUCUGCUUUCCACCAGACACUGGGAGAUUAAUUCACCUUUCAGCAGGACAAUAACCUACAACACAAAGCCAAAUCUACACUGGAGUUUCUUACCAAGAAGACAGUGAAUGUUCCUGAGUGGCCGAGUUACAGUUUUGACUUAAAUCUGCUUGAAAACCUAUGGCAAGGAACGGUGUUUCCUCCGACACAUUGGUGCGGCUGGCUUCCGGGUUAAGUGGGCGGGUAUUAAGGAGCGCGGUUUGGUGGGUCACGUUUCGGAGGACACAUUACUCGACCGUCGCCUCUCCCGAGCCCGUUGUGGAGUUGCAGCAAUGAGACAAGAUUGUAAUUGGAUCGCAAUUGGAUAUCACGAAAUUGGGGAGAAAAAGGGGGUAAUUUUUUAAACAAAUAAAAUAAGAAAUAUGGCAAGACUUAAAUGGUUGUCUAGCAAUGAUCAACAAUCAAUUUGACAGAGCUUGAAGAUUUUUAAAAAUAAUAAUGUGCAAAUAUCGUACAAUCGAGGUGUGCAAAGCUCUUAGAGGCUUACCUAGAAAGACUCACACCUGUAAUUGCUGCCAAAGGUGAUUAUAACAUGUAUUGACUCAGGGGUGUGAAUACUUAUGCAAAUUAGAUAUUUCUGUAUGUUGUGUAGAUGGGUGAGAAAAAAUCUAUUUAAUCCAUUUUGAAUUCAGGCUGUAACACAACAAAAUGUGGAUUAAGUCAAGGGGUAUGAAUACAUUCUGAAGGCACUGUAUCUGCACAUAUGUGACGUAGUACGCAAUUCUCGGGGAACACUUUUGGCUCGUGAGUGCUACUUUCAGAACUACUGGCAAAAAAGUAUACAAAAGUACAGAAGAAUCUCUUUAAUGUUUAACUAUUUUUUUUCUCUGAAAAAUAUAUUAUUUUAUCAAUUAAAUAAUGUUGCCUAUUGCAUUUACAACACAACAGUACAACAACAAAUCAAAAUACCCCAAAAAUAACUUGAAACAUAUGUUUUAAAUGCAAUAUAUUUUUAUUACUAUUCUAAAGAAAUUAAAUUACAAACAGAAAAUGGAAGUCUUCAAAGGUGGCAGUCUCCAUGUGAUCUCAUUUGGAGAUGUAAUAUCUGCAGCUUUUAUUCAAUAUCACUUGGUUUAAGAAGUAGUCCUCAGUCUUAAAUGACGCAAACCUCAGUGAGCCCAGACUGUGUGUAGCAGGGCUUCUCGGUUGCCUCGUAGUUGGAUGCCUCAGCAUUGUCAGAUACAACUUUGGCUAGCUUGGUGUCGAAUGGGUUCAAUGCCACCUGGAUGGCAGGCUCAGAGUCAGGCACAAGGAAGUUAUCUGGGAUGCUAGGCAGAGGCGGCUCACACUCUCUCAGGCUGACAGCACUCUUUCCAGGUCUCUUUUCCGACUCAGAUUUGUCCUUAGUGGAGAUGAACUCCUUUGACUUCUGCAACUCUUUUGCAGAAUCGUCAGAAAUGGGGGCACACUGUGGUGUGGAUGAUGCUUGUUUCAAACCAAACCGUGAAGAGAUGCUCUCCCGAACUCUGGAUGCCAGUGUCUGUGGUUCAGUGGUGGCUGGUUCCCUUUUCUUCAACCUGGCAGUGGCAAUAGCAUCAGAUCGCCUUCUAGCCUCCUUGGAGAUUCUCACAGCAUCAUAGAGAACCACUAUUACGAUGAAGCCAUAGAAAACGAGCCCCAAAAUCAGGUUCACCUUCACAAGUGGCUCGGAGUAAGAAGGGUCAGUCAAUAUGUUGACUCUGGGUUUGAUCUUCAGGGUGCUCUUCUGAGCUUUUGGAGCUGGAGCCUGAAGAUUUUCUUUGAAGACGUUGUUGUCACCUUGCAAUGCUUUUUGCUUGUAAGCCUGUAGAUAAGGAAUAAUUUUCUCCACAAUCAUCUGUGGGACUUUAGCUUUACCUGGGAAAGUAUCAUCUUUCAUCCUCUGAAGUUGUUCCAGCAUCUGGUCCACUUGCACCAUUUUGGUCCAUUUUGCAACAUUGGGGAUGUCCUGAACAGGGUGGUCCUUCACUGGCAUCAAAGGCUUGUGCUCUGGAACAGAAAUCAGGGGCUCUACAAGCUCCGAGGUCUCUUUAGAAUUUUUUGAGGAAUAUCCUUUUGUCAACUGGCCCACGUUACCUGGAGAAGAAUCGUCUUUCACUCGUAAACUCUUAAGUUGUUCCAGCAAUGACUUAAAAUUGGUCUCUUUUGUAGCAUCAGGGUUGUUCUGAACAGAGUGGUCCUUCACUGGCAUCAACGGCUUGUGCUCUGGAACAGAAAUCAGGGGCUCUACAAAGUCCGGGGGGUCUUUGACAUUUUUUGAGGAAUAUCCUUUUGUCAACUGGCCCACAUUACCUGGAGAAGAAUAGUCUUUCACCCGUAAACUAUCAACUUGUUCUUUUGUAGCAUCAGGGUUGUUCAGAAUAGGGUGGUCCUUCACUGGCAUCAAAGUCUUGUGCUCUGAAGACACCAACACAUUUGCAGCAACAGGCGAAAGGAGACAGAAAAUAACAGCCAACAAUAACAUCUUCAUGUUGCACAGCCCACCCUUCUGGGAGAGCUGUGCCAUUUUGAUUAAAGAAAUCGUCUUUCAAAAGUAGGCAGUACAAAUUACAAGUCAAACUACUAGUUGGCUAGCUGUGCUUUGUAAAAGUGAAUUGGGUUUACUGUUCACUGUCAAACAUACACAAGAUAUGGACCCAACAUGAUGUAAUAGAAGAAUCUGAUUAUAACAUCACGAGUUCCAGAAUGUUGUAACCUGCUCCUCAUUGUAUUCAUUAAUUCAGAUAAUUCAUUAAUUCAUCUCUUUGGAUACAUUUGGCAAUUAGUUUGACGUGCAGUCCCUGUCCCUAAACUGCUUUCUCCUACGACUUUGGCAAAUGCCCCCGUGACCUACAGCUCCUCAUAUACUACCAGGUCAUGGUAGUAUCUACACUGGUGCUGGUGCUUGCGAUGACCCAGCUAAUUAUGAGCUUUCUGACCCAGGGAGUGAGAGACUUUUUGUCCUUCCUCAUGGCCCGCACUGCCCCCCUGGAAACCAAAUGUUUAAAGACCUGGUACUUUGGUGACUAAGAAAGUAUUUUUUAAACCUCUCACUUUGGGCUGGAUGCUUCAAAGUCUAGUUCAUACAUGCAUAAUCUGAGGGAAGAAUUACUGUUCAGAGAGAGAGAGAAAUGAGAUUUUAUUUUUAUUUUGGCCCAUUCCUCCAUGCAGAUCUCCUCUAGAGCAGUGAUGUUUUGGGGCUGUCGCUGGGCAACACGCUUUCAACUCCCUCCAAAGAUUUUCUAUGGGGUUGAGAUCUGGAGACUGGCUAGGCCACUCCAGGACCUUGAAAUGCUUCUUACGAAGCCACUCCUUCGUUGCCCGGGCGGUGUGUUUGGGAUCAUUGUCAUGCUGAAAGACCCAGUCACGUUUCAUCUUCAAUGCCCUUGCUGAUGGAAGGAGGUUUUCACUCAAUCUCAAGUGUCUUUUAUACUGAUAACAAGUUCAAACAGGUGCCAUUAAUAUAGGUAACGAGUGGUGGACAGAGGAGCCUCUUAAAGAAGAAGUUACAGGUCUGUGAGAGCCAGAAAUCUUGCUUGUUUGUAGGUGACCAAAUACUUAUUUUCCACCAUAAUUUGCAAAUAAAUUCAUUAAAAAUCCUACAAUGUGAUUUUCUGGAGAAAAAAAAUCUAAAUUUGUCUGUCAUAGUUGACGUGUACCUAUGAUGAAAAUUACAGGCCUCUCUCAUCUUUUUAAGUGGGAGAACUUGCACAAUUGGUGGCUGACUAAAUACUUUUUUCCCCCACUGUAUAUACAGUAAUAUACACUACCGGUCAGAAGUUUUAGAACACAAUUUUUCCAGUUUGUAUUGAAAUUCACACAGUUUAAUGUCUUAAUGUACUCUGAAAUUAAAGCAUAUAACAAAUAAACAAUUGGAGACAAAAUAAUAAUGGAAUCAUUUUGUUUAACAAAAUGUAAUCUACAUUUUUGACGCUUUGUAGGUUGCUUUGCUUUCACCCUUCUGCCCAGUUCAUCCCAAACCAGCUGGAUGGGGUUAAAGUCUGGAGACUGUUCUGGCCAUUCCAUGAUUUGAAGCCUACCGUCUUAUUUUCUUCUAAGGUAGUUCUGACAGCCUGGAGGUAUGUUCUGGGUCAUUAUCUUGCUGUAGGAACCCCUGAUCAACUAGGCGUACACUAAAUGGUAUUGCAUGGCGCUGCAAAAUGCUGUGGUAGCCGUUCUGGUUCAGGGUGCCACUCAUUCUGUGCAAGUCGUCGACUCUGGAUCCAGCAAAAGAGCACCAGACCAUCAGGCUUCCUCCUCCAUGUUUGACAGUUGGUGUCACACAUUGAGGAACCUUCCUUUCGCCUACUCUACUAGCUUGGAAAAACCCUGCGUGAUAAACCGAAGAUUUCACAUUUUGAUUAAUCGGUCCAUAAGACCUUCCAGUCUUCAGUAGUACACUGGCUGUGCUUCAUGGUCCGGGCAAGCCUCUUCUUCUUAUUUUUCCAUCUUAGUAAUGGCUUUCUUACUGCCACUCCACCUGUCAAACCUGCAGCUUGAAGUCUUCUCUUCACAGUUGAAACUGAGACUUGCUUACUUCGACAAGUGUUAAGCUGUGCUUGAAGCUGUUGUCCUGUGAGCCGCCUAUCAUGCAAGCUGUUGACUCUCAGAAACUUGUCUUCUGACUCUGUUGUGGCUUUGUGUCUGCCAGACCUAUUCCUGUCAGUUUCCUCCAGUUUCCAACUAAUAAUAAUAAUAUUAAUAGUGCCUUUUGAUGGUGUAGGAAACUGUACUCACUGACACCUUGGCUUUCUUUGUAAUUUCUCUAAAGACCUACACCUUUAAGGGUUAUAAUGGUCUGUCUUCCUUUGUUAAUUGCCCUUUUCUCGCCAUUAUGAUAGCAGUAUACUACUUCCUGCAGUACAAUACUGUCCAAAUAAUCCUUAAGAGGGUGAAGUAACACAGUCUGUUCCAACACUGCUUUUAUACAGACAGAGGGUUUGUAAGUAAUCAACAAAAGUUGGAACACCUGUAGGAAUUGUUAGCAUCAACUUUCAAGGCUUAAAUUUUAUAUAAAAUUGGAAAAAUGGGUGUUCUAAAAUUUGACUGGUAGUGUACACUAACUAUACAAUACAUGACUGUCGGUCUCUGUAGGCUGCAGUCUGAAGCAGUUGGACCUGGACAGCUGUACUCUGUCAGAAAUCCUGAGGCUGCACAUCCUAGCAUCGGGGGCCGACUGUAACUCCACCAACACCAAGUUUCGCUACCAGAAACAGGGAGGCUUCGGCUCUACAGACGACCCCUGUGUUGAACUGAGACUGGCCAACCCCGCUCUGAUCAAGAGGCUGUCCUGCACUGCUGUCUACGACCUGCUGCCAGGUGAGACUGACACACACACACAUACACACACACACACCGAUUUGAAGCCACAUGACUUGGGGAAACACUGGAGUGAUCAUACAGGGUAACGCCUUGUGUAAUGUAUCUGUGGUGUUCUGUCCAAGGUGAGAAGCUGAAGAUCCUCCAUGCUCUGUGUGGGAAGCUGCUGACUCUGGUGUCUACCAGGGACUUCAUAGAGGACAGCGCUGACGAGCAGAGACAGGCCAAGCAGGAGCUCAGGGAACUGAAGGCUGAGCAGCACCGCAGAGAGAGGGAGGAGGCUGCCAUCAGAGUCCGCAAGAGGAAGGAGGAGAAGUUGAAAGAACAGGAGAUGAAACUGAAAGAGCUGAAAGAGAAACAUGAAAAGCUGCUUGAAGAGGAAGGAAGAAAUGGCAACAUGAAGACUGAAGAAAUGAACACCAGCACUGAGAGCCAUGGGGAAGAUAAGACCGAGGAUGAGGAGGAGCAGGCUACCAACAGCAAGACUAAGAAGCGUAAGUAAUAGCCUUCAGUCCUCUUACCCUAGAUUUACAUACUACUAGCAAUCCUAGAAGGCUUUCACAUAGUGUGACUCGAUCAAUUGUUGUGGUGAACAGUAACAUUUAUGGGCUUUUGUCUGGGAAUGUUUUGGAACGGGAAUGUUCAAUAAGUUCUACAUUGUUCUAUGUUCUGUGGUCCAGUUCUAUAUGCAGUCAACUAUUUUCCCCUCUGGUUAGUCUCAUUAUUGCCAUUCUAACACAGACCUUUGAUUUCACCCAUAGAGGAAGGCAGCAAUCCCAAGGAGAAUCAGCCUAAAGAGGUGAGCCCAGGCCUGAGCCCAGAGGAGCUUGCUCAGCAGCAGCAGAGGGAGAAGGAGCUCCAGGAGAGGAUUCAGAAGGCUGCAGCCUGCACCUACAUCCUCCCCCUGGGGCGCGACCGCCUCUACCGCCGCUACUGGCUUUUCCCUUCCACAUCAGCCCUCUUCGUGGAGGACGACUACUUCGGCCUGACAGAGGACAUGCUGGAACCCCAGGAACCGACCUUGGAGACCCAGGAACAGGAGCCAGCCAAGGCUGAGUGGAUGGAGGUGUCUCCGAACGAGGCCAGAGAACCAGAGGACCUCUCGCAUACAGGCUGUACCCCAGGCCCUGACUCCAAACCUGUCCUGCCAGCCCCUGUGCAGAGCAGCUCUGCUCCCCCAGUGAACCGUCCUAACCAGUGGACCUUCUACAGCAGCCUCCAGGAGGUGGAAGCGCUGAUUGAGGCCCUGAACCCACGGGGCCACAGGGAGAGCAGCCUGAAGGAGGCCCUGGUUCAGGAGAAGGAACGUAUCGCACAGCUCCUCGGUACCGCUGCUGCAGCUGACCGCUACCACCACACAGGUACUGACUACUGCAGUCUACCAGACUAUAGAGGAGAGGCCUCUGGCUAGAGCAUCUUGAUCCAAAAGGCCAAUCAAUCAAAUGUAUUUAUAUAUAUAUCUUUCUAACAUCAACAGGGCUGCAUUCUGAUAUUUGUUUCACUAAUUGGUCUAAAGAUCUGAUGUGAUUGGUCUAAACAUCAAUUAAGCCUUGUUCACACUGUAGGCCUUAAUGAUCAAAUCUGUUUUGGAAUACCGACUGUCCAAAUGGCAAGUUACAAGUGACCAAAUCAGUGUUUGUGUUCAGACAGCAGUCAUUUGCUGACAUGGCUACGGUAGUAGCGACGGGUGUGUGCGCAGUGGUGGUCCUGCUUCUUAUCACUCAGGAGUUAUGUGGCAAGCUAAGGCGACAACGUUUCCCAGUUGCUUUGACUGUUUCAAAAUCAUAGUGUAAGAACACUUUUAAAGCCUCAAAGGAUAAGAUGAUCCAACUUUCAAUACGAGUCUGUUUUGGCUAUCCACAGCAGUCAAUUAUCCAUCUAGGUACCUGUUUAGCUUUCUGGCAAUGAACAAGCUAGUUCGCCACCAUAUGUUCUUCUCAAACUGUCAACAGAGUAUCUAGCAAGGCCAGUCGCAUUGCCAGGAAUCAGAUUUGUAUCUGAUUUCAAACCACCUACGAAGGUGGUUAGAAAUGUAGCUUGAAAUAUCCGAUUCCAUGUGCUUUUUGGCUGUUCAGACUGAAGGAAAAAGAACAGUUUCGAAUCGGAUUUGCCAAAAUUUUUGAUUUGAGUCACUUCAAACUGCCAAUGUGAACAAGGCAAUAUCAGAAUUGGGCUGCCUGUGUAAACACAGCCCAGUUGUCACUGACUCCAUAUGGACUCUGGUCCACUGGUUUGUUUGUCUCACUGCACUUCAGCUGACAAUCACUUCAGGAGUGAUUGAUUGCUCAUACUGUAUGUUUGGGAUAUUCACUGUUUUGCCUAUUUCUGUUUUUUUGUUUGCAGAUAUUAAACCAGAGGCUGGUGGUAGCAAAGUGGUCUCGGCCAAGUCCAAGGCUGCCCCUGCUCCUCUCCCAGAGGGCACAGCGGCUCCUGCUGAGAACUUCAUGGGCAACAGGCUGAGAGACCUGCUGCUAGAUAUAGAGGACCGCAUCUACCAGGGUACACUGGGCCAAAUCAAGGUUAGGAGUAGUGGUGGCUAUUCGGCGUGAUAAAUGUACAAUAGGGUGGGGGUAAGGUAGAUGUCUGAUGGGGAGAAAAUGUCCGGUGGGGCAGGUAUCUGACUAGUGGUGGCUAUUCAGCAGCCUGAUGGUCUGGGGGUAGAAGCUAUUAGUCAAUCUGUUACUAGAACAGGCUGUGGCUCUGGUGGCUGAGGUCCCUGAUGAUCUUCUUGGCCUUGCUGCGAUGCCUGGUAUUGUAGGUGUCCUGGAGGGCAGGCAGUGUGCACCCAAUGGUGCGUUCGUCUGAGCGUACCACCCUCUGUAGUGCCUUGCGGUCAGCGGAGGUGGAGUUGCCGUACCAGACUGUGAUUCAGCCGGACAGUAUGCUCUCGAUGGUGCUCCUGUAGAACACUGAGUGUUUCUUGGGGACAGGCCCGAAUUUCUUCAGCCUCCUGAGGUUAGUCGCUGUCCCUUCAGUGUCCAUGUGGUUUGACCCCGUUGGUGAAGAUGGGGGCGUGCCCAGCCUGGGUACUCCUGAAGUCCACAAUCUGCUCCUUUUUGUUUUGCUGAUGUUGAGGGAGAGGUUGUUUACCUGGCACCACACCGUCAGUGCGUACCUCCUGCCUGUAGUAUGUCUAUGGUAUGUCGGGGCGUUAGGCGAAUUGGAGAGGGUUGAGUGUGUUGAGGAGGUGAUGUAGUCUUUGACUAACCUCGAAGCACUAUAUGACUGAAGUGAGUGCUACGGGUCGGUAGUCGUUCAGUUGCUUUCCUUUUCUUGGGCACGGGGAUGAUGGUGGACAUCUUGAAGCAGGUGGGGAUAACGGCCUGAGCUAGAGAUUGAAAAUGUCUGAACACAACAGCUAGCUGGUCUGCACGUGCUCUGAGGGCGCGGCUUGGGAUGCCGUCUGGGCUGGCAGCCUUGCGACGGUUAACGUUUGAAUGACUUGCAUACGUGCCCCGUGGCGAUCGUAAGCACGUAACCCUCGUUGUCCUCAGGGGCUCUCCUCGGCAGCUCAGUCGUUUUGCUCGAAGCGUGAGGAAAAAUUUGUUUAGCUCUUCCGGUAGGGCGCGUUGGUAUCCGCGACUUGACUGGCUUUCUUUUUGUAAUCCGUGAUCGUUAGAAGCCCCUGCCACAUACACCUCAUAUCCGACCCGCUGAAUUGCUCCCCCACUUUGUCCCAUACUUGCCUAGCCAUCUUGAGCGAUCUGCGUAGGUGGUAUUUGUACGGUUUAACCAUACAACCCAGUCACCUUGGUGUUUAUAAGCAGCAUCUCUCUCCUUCAGUUUCCAGACAAGGCUGCCAUCAAUCCACGGUUUUUGAUUCGAAUACGUUUUGAAAGACGCCAUUGGUAUCACAUCUAUGCGUUUCAAAACAGUCUUGGAGCAUGGAUUCUGGUUGGUCAGACCAGCGCUGUACAGACCUGAACACCAGAACUUCCCCCUUGAGUCUUUGUAGGUGGGAAGGAGCAAAAUGAAGGCCUGGUCAUAUUUGCCGAAAGGAGGACGGGAGAUGGCCUUACACCCAUGUCAAAAAGGUGCGUAGCAGUGGUCCAGCAUAGAACCUCUGCGAGUUGGACAGUCAGUCAAUGUGUUGAUAGUAAUUCGGGACCACUUUCUCAAAUUACACUGAGCAAAAGGUAUGUGGACACCUGCUCGUCGAACAUCUCAUUCCAAAGUCAUGGGCAUUAAAUGGAGUUGGUCCCCCCUUUGCUGCUAUAAUAGCCGCAACUCUUCUGGGAAGGCUUUCCACUAGAUGUUGGAACAUUGCUGCGGGGACUUGCUUCCAUUCAGCCACGAGCAUUAGUGAGGUCAGGCACUGAUGUUGGGCGAUUAGGCCUGGCUCGCAGUCGGCGUUCCAAUUCAUCCCAAAGGUGUUUGAUUGGGUUGAGGUCAGGGCUCUGUGCAGGCCAGUCAAGUUCUUCCACACCGAUCUCGACAAACCAUUUCUGUAUGGACCUCACUUUGUGCACGGGGGCGCAUUGUCAUGCUGAAACAGGAAAGGGCCUUUCCCAAACUGUUGCCACAAAGUUGGAAGCACAGAAUCGUCUAUAAUGUAAUUGUAUGCUGUAGCGUUAAUAUUUCCCUUCACUGGAACUAUGGGGCCUAGCCCGAACCAUGAAAAACAGCCCCAGACCAUUAUUCCUCUUCCACAAAACUUUACAGUUGGCACUAUGUAUUGGGACAGGUAGCGUUCUCCUGACAUCCGCCAAACCCAUUCUACUGCCAAUGUUUGUCUAUGGAGAUUGCAUGGCUGUGCUCGAUUUUAUACACCUGUCAGCAACGGGUGUGGCUGAAAUAGCCCACUCCAGUAAUUUGAAGGGGUAUCCACAUACUUUUGUGUGUGUAUGAACGCAACAUGUAAUGUUGGUUUCAUGAGCUGAAAUAUAAGAUCCUAGAAAAUGUCCAUACACACAGCUUAUUUCUCUCAAAUUUGGUGCACAAAUUUGUUUACAUUCCUUUUAGUGAGUAUUUCUCCUUUGCCAAGAUAAUCCAUCCACCUGACUGGUGUGGCAUGUCAAUGAACUGAUUAAACAGCAUGAUCAUUACACAGGGGCACCUUGUGCUGGGGACAAAAGGCCUCUCUAAAAUGUGCAGUUUUGUCACAACACAAUGCCACAGAUGUCUCAAGUUUUGAGGGAGCGUGCAUUUGGCAUGCUGACUGCAGGAAUGUCCACCAGAGCUGUUCCCAGGGAAUUGAAUGUUCAUUUCUCUACCAUAAGUCGCCUCCAUCGUCAUUUUAGAGAAUUUGGCAGUGCGUCCAAACGGACUCAACCGCAGACCACGUGGAUGGCGUCAUGUUGGGUUAUGGUAUGGGUAGGCAUAAGCUACAGACAACGAACAAAAUUGCAUUUUAUCGAUUGUAAUUUGAAUCCACAGAAAUACCAUGACGAGAUCCUGAGGCCCAUUUCUUUUAAGGUAUCUGUGACCAACAGAUGCAUAUAUUUAUUCCCAGUCAUGUGAAAUCCAUAGAUUAGGACCUAAUUUAUUUAUUUAAAUUGACUGAUUUUCCUUAUGAACUGUAACUCAGUAAAAAUCUUUUGAAAUUGUUGCAUGUUGUGGUUAUAUUUUUGUUCAGUAUACUUUUGUUGAAGUCCCCCGUGACAAUGAAUGCUGCCUCCGGGUACGGGGUCUCCAGCUUGUUCAAGGUCCAAUGAAGAUCUUUUAUAUUUUUGGUUUCUGCUUGGGGUGGGAUCUAUACAGCUGUGGCGAUAAUCCCUGAGAUCUCUAUCUCUCAGAAGGUAAAAAGGGUGACAUUUGAUGAUCAAGUAUUCCAAGUCGGGUGAGCAGAAGUUCCUGUAGAUUUCCCAAUUACACCACUUGUUAUUGGUCAUAAAGCAGAGCCCUCCGCCUUUGUUCUUGCCAGAGAGCCCUCUUCCUAUCUGCUGAUGAACUGUAAAACCCGCUGGUUGUAUAUAAUCUGUAUGUAUACCAGGGUGCAAAGGUACACUGGCUCUGAUUGGUCAAAAGCUAUUUUUUCUGAUUGUAUUAUUUCACAUAGUAAUACAGUUGAGGCAGCAUGAAAUCAGUUCUUCAUUCUUAGUAAUGAUUAGGUAUUUACACUGUAUUUGACAAGGUAAGGAAUUAGCUGUUAUGAGGAACUGUGAUAUAUGUUUUUAUUUAUAUACAGUGGUAGGCAGAAUUUAAGAAUUUAAUCUGAAUGCAUUCCAAUUUUCCUCCCAAACUUUAAAAACUAACAUGUAAUUUUCAGUGAAUGAAAACAUUGGGGAUUAUUGUCUGACAUCUCUGGUUGGUCAUGUAUUGUAGGUGAUGGAGAGGAGUGCAUGGAGGAAAGCACUGGAGGAAGGCCACUAUGAACUACUGAGCCCUGAGUUAAAGGAGAAUGGUGUUGGGAAAGGCGAGAACGGUGACGUGGAGAAAAUGGAAAUAAAUGAUAACUUGAAAAAAAGACAGGUAAAUGCUGUACAUUCACUGCAUCAUGACCUGAAUUGUGUACUACUCUCUGUCAUAUUGUGCACCAAGAGGUUAGCUAGAUAUAAUGAAUGGUUACAUUGAUGAAUUAUCUUUACGUCUGAUAAAAAUACAUAGCUACCAUAUACUUAAAUGGGUUUGGUGUUUGUUCAUGCUAUAUAUUUUAUCUGCAAAGUACACUAUACAGUGCAUUCAAAGUAUUCAGACCCCUUGACAUUUGCCACAUUUUGUUACGUUACAGCCUUAAUCUAAAAUGGAUAAGUAGUUUUUUUCCCUCAUCAAUCGACACACAAUACCCCAUAAUGACAAAGCAAAAACAGUUUUUUUUGACGUUUUAGCAAAUGUAUAAUAAAAAAACGAUUGAAAUAUCACAUUUAUGUAAGUAUUCACACCCUUUACAUUCAUAGACUUGUCCCGAAGCCACUCCUGCGUUGUAUUGGUUGUGUGCUUAGGGUCGUUGUCCUAUUUUAAGGUGAACCUUCGUUCCAGUCUGAGGUUCUGAGCGCUCUGGAGCAGGUUUUCAUCAAGGAUCUCUGUACUUUGCUCCGUUCAUCUUUCCCUCGAUCCUGACUAGUCUCCCAGUCCCUGAUGCUGAAAAACAUUCCCACAGCAUGAUGCUGCCACCACCAUGCUUCACCCUAGGGAUGGUGCCAGGUUUCCUCCAGACGUGACGCUUGGCAUUCAGGCCAAAGAGUUCAAUCUUGGUUUCAUCAGACCAGAGAAUCUUGUUUCUCAUGGUCUGGGUGUCUUUAGGUGCCUUUUGGCAAACUCCAAGCGGGCUGUCAUGUGCCUUUAACUGAGGAGUGGCUUCCGUCUGGCCACUCUACCAUAUAGGCCUGAUUGGUGGAGUGCUGCAGAGAUGGUUGUCUUCUGGAAGGUUCUCCGAUCUCCACAGAGGAACUCUGGAGCUCUGUCAGUGACCACCGGGUUCUUGGUCACCUCCCUGACCAAGGCCCUUCUCCCCCGAUUGCUCAGUUUGGCUGGGCGUCCAGCUCUAGGAAGACUUGGUGGUUACAACACUUACUACUGAGUUUGAAACAGUCUCGGGUAAGCAACGUCAGCACAAUAACUGUUCGUCUGGAGCUUCAUGAAAUGGGUUUCCCUGGCAGAGCAGCCGCACACAAGCCUAAGCAACCGCACACAAUGCCAAGCAUCGGCUGGAGUGGUGUAAAGCUCGCCACCAUUGGACUUUGGAGCAGUGGAAACGCGUUCUCUAGAGUGAUGGAUCGCGCUUUACCAUCUGGCAGUCCGACGGACGAAUCUGGGUUUGGCAGAUGCCAGGAGAACACUACCUGCCCCAAUGCAUAGUGCCAAUUUCAAAGUUUGGAGGAGGAAUAAUGGUUUGGGCUAGGCCCCUUAGUUCCAGUGAACAUAAAUCUUAACACUACAGCAUUUAAUUACAUUCUAGACAAUUCUGUGCUUCCAACUUUGGCAACAGUUUGGGAAAGGCCCUUUCCUGUUUCAGCAUGACAAUGCCCCUGUGCACAAAGCGAGGUCCAUACAGAAAUGGUUUGUCGAUCGGUGUGGAAGAACUUGACUGGCCUGCACAGAGCGAUGACCUCAACCCCAUCAAACGCCUUUGGGAUGAAUUGGAACGCCGACUGCUAGCCAGGCCUAAUCGCCCAACAUCAGUGCCCGACCUCACUAAUGCUUGUGGCUGAAUGCUGCGUGGACCUGCUUCCAAUGUUCCAACAUCUAGUGGAAAGCCUUCCCAGAAGAGUUGCAGCUGUUAUAGCAGCAAAGGGGGGACCAACUCCAUAUUAAUGCCCAUGAUUUUGGAAAUGAGAUGUUCGACAAGCAGCUGUGUCCAGAAAGCAUAGGAUCAGUAAAAAAGCAUCUCUUUCUUCUUCACCAUGUGCAGGUUACAGGUUUCAUUGGUCAGGUUACAGGAGCUUAGCUCAGCUAUAGGUUAGCUAGAUAUAAGGAAUAUGGUUACAUUGAGUUAAUUGAGAAAAGGCGUAGGUACCAGACAUGUACAAAUUUGAUGUUUGAAUAGAGAAGCUCAUGUCCUCAAAUGGCAACAGCUGGUACAAUAAGACUUUCAAAUUCCACAUAGCUUUCUAUUUUCUUUACUCUAUAAUUAUUUUAUCCCCACUAUCUUUGACUCCCAGAGGAAGCGAAGUCUAAGUUUAACACCAUCUCUCUCAACAUGUCUGCUCCAUGUUGUUACAGGUUACAGGUGUCAUUGUUCAGGGUACAGGAGCUGAAGGGGGAGUGUAUGAGCGCUGCCUCCACCAGCCCCAGCACCCCUCAGCUGGUCAACAACACUGUCCACUACCUGGCUCAGGCCCUGGCCCACAUCCAACAGGGAAUCGAGAGGAAGUUCCUCAAGGCUCCGCUGGGUAGGCCAGCAAAACUCACAUAACACCUUCCUGUAGAGAAGCGGUGUUGUCCCUAUGGCACCCUAUUCCCUUUAUCAGUGCACCAUUUUUGACCAGAGCCCAUAGGGAAUAGGGUGUCAUUUUGGGCGCAGUGUGCACACUUAAAUCAUUGUGAAUUGUAGUAACUUUGAGAUCCAGAUUGAGACUAUUCCUGGAAGAAAAAAUGUCAAUUGAGACUCUCUAAUGCUUUUUAGUCCAAGUUUAGGUCAAGCUUUUGGUGACAGAGACCUUUCAGAGCAUCUCAUAACAGACCUUAACUGCAAGCCUGGCAGGGAAUAAGUGGCACCUGUGAUUUAAUGUGUGCUCAGACCUGUAUUUUUCACACACUAAACUGGUCAUUAGAAAGGUCCAUGCUUAUUACAUAGAAAGGUCCAUGCUUAUUACAUUUUAGUGUUUAGAGCUGUUAAUUAUAUGCUUGACGUGCAAAUUGGUAUCUCUUGUGGACUGUCAUGGCAAACCAGUGCCUCACCUUUAUUAUGUUAUCCCCUCAACAGGAGAUGAAGACUCUAAAAAGGACCAGAAGGCAAAGAAGAAAGACAAGAAGAAAGAUGAGGAUCAAAGCAGUGAAGGUAAGGAUGAUGAAGGCAUAACGGAUUUGAUGGUCACCCUCUACCCGGUCUCUUUUGCUGUGUGUGUGUGUUACCUCAAUGAGACUAACCUCAAAUAAGAACAAUAUAAUAACACAAUAUGUACACUGUGUACAAAACAUUAGGAACACCUUUCUAGUAUUGAGUUGCACUCCCUUUUGCCCUCAGAACAGCCUCAAUUCGUCAGGGCAUGGACUCUACAAGGUGCUGAAAGCGUUCCACAGGAAUGCUGGCCCACGUUGACUCCAAUGCUUCCCACAGUUGUGUCAAGUUGGCUGAAUGUCCUGUGGGUGGUGGACCAUUCUUGAUACACACAGGAAACUGUUGAGUGUGAAACCCAGCAGCGAUGCAGUUCUUGACACUCAAACCGUUGCGCCUGGCACCUACUACCAUACCUCGUUCAAAGGCAGUUAAAUAUUUUCUUGCCCAUUCACCCUCUAAAUGGCAUACAUUCACAAUCCAUGUCUCAAUUGUCUAAAGGCUUAAAAAGCCUUCUUUAACCUGUCUCCUUCCCAUCAUCUUCACUGAUUUUGAAGUGGAUUUAACAAGUGACAUCAAUAAUGGAUCAUGGCAUUCACCUGAUCAGUCUGUCAUGGAAAGACAGAGCUGGUGUUCCUAAUGUUUUGUACACUCACUAUAUGUCUGUCCCCUCUCCCCUCAGGUGGCUGUGACAGUGGUGGGUUGGUGAAGACUAUUGACUAGUGUUGUAGAUGAUGGAGAGGAAUGCUCCAUCCUAUGAUAUGUCUGACUAUGUUUCUGACCCUCUCAGGAGGUAGUGACAGUGGUCGGGUGGUGAAGACUGUCCAGGAGCGUUGGAUGGAGUCUCUGCUGGGCUGUUCCAGCCUGUCCCAGGUCUUCCUCCACCUCUCCACCCUGGAGCGCAGUGUCAUCUGGGCCAAGUCUCUACUCAAUGCCCGUUGUAAGGUCUGUCGCAGGAAGGGAGAUGCAGAAAACAUGCUCCUGUGUGACUGUUGCGACAGAGGACACCACAUCCACUGUGUCCGCCCCAAACUCAAGGUAGGAUGGAUUAUGCUUUUCUUCACACAUGGGGUUGGAUGACGUCAACCUUUGUGCUAUGGUGAUUAGGUACCCAUAAAACAUUUUGAUAUAUGAUGGUAUCGCCCCCUAUUGGUCAACCAGUCAUGUCUUGUUUUUUUUUACGAUGGCUGAAAAGGACAGCUAGCGCAAACUCAUGCUACAGGAGGGGUGAGGGGAAUCAUGGCAAAAUAUAUUUUUGAGCCAUUUUAUUUUAUAGCAUAUUCCUCUCUGUUGGAGCUGUGGCAUGACUGAGGUGUGUGUCUGGCUGUAGCGUGAUGGGGUUGUAAAAUCAUGAAGGGGCCAGCUGCAGAGCAUGCAACUCUGCUGUCCCCAGAACUGGAUAAUAUUCAAUGAUUUGCAUCUUCCUUUCAUUAGGCCUAGGCUUCUAUAUAUUGUAGGUAGGUUGAAGCCUACAUAGCCAAUGAUAAGCUAUGGAAAUGUGCCUACUCUACACAUUUCUUUCAUAAGCUUUGCUCAGCUGUACUUAAAAAAUAUAUUUUUAACUUCUCAUUAGGUUUUUCCAUUUUGAUAUUGUUUGGUCAAUUUCACUUCUUGUUGCCUGAAAUGUCAUUCAAAAUAAAGCUGUGAUACAGAAUCACCCAUAGACAGACUUUCACAAUUGUUCCUUUUUGACAGCUGCAAAUUUAGGACAUUAAACACUUUUAGAAUAGCCUAUUUGGGAAAUACUCUACUUAACUUUAACUUGUCUUAAUGCUUUGAUAGGCUAUUUUAAUUAGGAUUGAGCUUUUGGCUGUUUUGGUUCACAACGGCACGGAGGGAAGCAUGCUUUUAUGUUUUGCUCAACUGUAAGGUUUGUUCAAACUACUCGUUAUGUUUUUUUAUCUUGCUAUUGUUCGUUCUACCUCUCUCAUUAUUACCUUAGGCCUGUCGUUUUUAGGUUGUAUGUAUUGAUAUGUAGGCUAAGUGUGCCUUUUGAGGUACAUAUAAAUAAAUAAAUAAAUAAAUAAAUAAAUUGGUCAUUUAGCAGACGCUCUUAUCCAGAGCGACUUACAGGAGCAAUUAGGGUUAAGUGCCUUGCUCAAGGGCAGGUCGCUGGUUCUAAUCCCAGAGCCGACUAGGUGAAAAAUCUGUCAGGUAGGGGUAAAGUGACUAGGUAACAGGAUAGAGUACAGUAGCAUCAAAUGUCUGCUGCAGAGGGACAAGGGAGCCAUGAGAAAACGAGUUACCAGUCAGUCAACUUCGGUACAACAUACUAUGAGUGGCAUUCUCUAGACUUCGGUUGAAGGAUCUACAAUUACACCUGACAAGGACAAAGAAAUCCACGCCUCGCUGGAAGCCCCGCCUUCCACAGAUAAGAGGCUCGGAUUCAUUCCUUCAAUCAUUCCACACUUUACCUCGAUGUGAACAGGAACGAUUCACUCUACUAAAACAAACAACUGGAUUGUACAUUGUACCAACUAAACUGUCCCAUAGUGGUAGAGCGUGCUCACCCCAUGGACGUUGAGUGCUGAAGGUUGUACUUGUGCUCAUAAGUUUUCUAAUCACAAACAAUUAGUUAUUCUUCAGUUUGUUGGUGCAAUGAGUAAGAUGGCUAAGAAAACGACCGCAAAGACUAUGGCUAAGCCAGGUUCGGGGUCGAGAUCAUGCCCCCUGUCAUAGGGUUAUAGCAUUUCUCUGAAAGCUACUCGUGCUCUGUGUAGUUUGUCUCUGCUUGGAGCACGCUCAGGCGGCCCUCGCUCGAACCAGUCUGUGUGCGCAUUGCCACGUACUGCGCACAAACUCGCUGGAAAGACGUGUAGAAUUCUUCGACUUUGCUUUUCCGGGUGCCGGUACCUUGACUGGGACAGAGGUGCAGGAAGUGUAGAUGGAUUGGGUGGCCAACGCAAAUAUCUUGUCUGCCUGGGCGUGGGGCAUGCAGUGGCUGCCUACGCCUAACCCCUCUCCGGUGAGCUCUGUCGCUGGUUAUGGGAGGCUAUUUGAAGAGAGCGAGCAGAGCGGCCAGGGACCUCCCCGCCGCCCGUGUGCCUCGGUCAAGCACCACUUGUUUCUCUUCCUAGACUUGUUGAUGAAGGGUCCGGUCCCAUCUCGGUGAGCCGGUCCUACGUUGACUUUCAAGACCGGGCUAGCUAAACGAGCGCUGCAUAGCGUGCUAGCAUUUUUAGCAAUUACUAGCUAUUCCUGCCUCACCACGGUGUUGCUGGGGUAGCGUUCUUGUUUAGUGUAUGUAGCGUUAAGUCGCUUGCGUGUUCUAUACAUUUUUUUACCCUCAUUCUCCCAAUUUUCAAUUACGAUCUUGUCUCAUCGCUGCAACUCCCCAACGGGCUCAGGAGAACCGUGCUCCUUAACACCCGCCAGCUUAACCCGGAAGCCAGUCGCACCAAUGUGUCAGAGGAAACACCGCUCAACUGGCGACCAGGGUCAGCCUGCAGGCACCUGGCCCGUCAUAAGGAGUCGCUAGGGUGCGAUGAGCCAAGUAAAACCCCAUGGGCAAAACCCUCCCCUAACCUGGACGAUGCUGGACCAAUUGUGCGCCGUUCUAUUGGACUCCCGGCCACGGCUGGUUGUGGCACAGCCCAGGAAUUAAUCUGGGUCUAGAGUAACGCCUCGAGCACUGCCUUAGACCACUGCGCCACUCUGGAGGCCCUCACUUGCUUAUUCUAAACAGACCGUGCUGCGGUCAGAGGCUAGCUAGCCUAGUUUAUGCUAAAAAGCCUCCUGGCUAACGUUGGCUAGCGUACUUAACUUCCGGCGAGUGAAACUUACUAGCUUUCCCCCGGCGUUAUGGCAACCCCAUUCCUAUUUUCAGUUUCUGGAGUUGGAGGGGGUGAAGGAAACUGGGUUUGCGUGCUCCUCCGAUGAAGCAGCCCCCUGAGCACUUGCCUGGGGUAACCCCCGGAGCAAGUGGCCUUGGCACGUGUCGGAGUGACCAGUGUGUCCCUCUGCAAAAACACUACUGUGACAAGUGCCCCCACGUUUGGCAAACUGGGUACUAUGUCAGCCAUUGCCAGAGCCCCCUGUGCCCGUGAAGGGGCCGGCCUUCAUGCAGGCUAUACAGUCUCAUGGCAGCACAACGUAUGUUGGAAGCUUGUCCAUAUUUAAUGCUGCCCCCACUUUCCACGGUGAUCACAGGGUUGAAGGGGUAAUAAAAUCUCCCCAGUGUGAGAGUGACUAGUUGUCACUGUCUACAAGGGGGUGCCCCUUCCCCAUAGGGUUCUCAUUGCUGAUUCCUGCCUAGCUGACUAGUCCCUAUGAGGUGUCUAGUGAUACAGCUUAUGUGCUCUAUAGGCGGUUAGUUGUUUGUAGUCGAGGGAACAAGCAGGGUUGGACAACCACUCUUUUAUCCCACACGCAGUCUCUGUGGUUCAUAUGAGCCCCCAAAUGAGCUGUCUGUCUCCAGCUCAACACUUUUAAUUCCUGGGAAUUAGAUUCAAUUACAAAUCGCCCUGUCUGUUACAACAGAAGGGGUCCGUUUUUCAGAGCCGUCUGUCCCAUUACCAGCUAGGUUACAAGGCACAUUGUUGCCGGUACGUCUAUUUUUAAUGCGUGCGGUCCAGCGCUGGGUGCCAGCUGGUUACCGUAACGAAUUUUACCGCCUAAACCGACUCGUUGUGACAACUGUACCCCCAAGUUGCACGGCCAAUGGGAGUAUGUCACUCAUCCCUGGAGCCCAUGUACCCAGAGUGAGCCGGGCUUUAGGCAAACCUUGGCAGAACAUUUUCCAACCGAGUUCCACAGUGUUCACGGGUGUUAAAUGUUGUGUUCCUUCUCCAUGUUCAGACAUGGUUGUCAAGAGUGGUGGAAAUGGAAGAAGAACCAGUCUCGCUGUCUGCUCUGACCAAUGGCGCACAUGCGCAGUGUCGCCCUGGAACAUGCGAUCAGUGACGUCAGGGUACAGGCUACAAUUUGUUGCGCGUCCCCAACACUUCUACAGCGUCAUCACGUCGACUGUUCCCGAGGCCUCAGUGCCCGUUCUGAGGGAGGAAAUAUCCUCCUGUCUCCAGAAGCAGGCAAUCCGAGUGGUUCCUAUGUCGAAGAUCUGGGACUGCUGGUAUUCCUGGUUACAAAAAGGGAUGGGACUUUGCGUCCCAUUCUAGAACUUCGUGCUCUCAGCAAGCACCUCAGUCUACAAACUCAGAUUGCUCACGAGCCGCCGGCUAUUACAGCGAUUGGCUGGUGGCGGCGGAGUCGAGGGGACAAGCAGUGCUACCUACCUACCUACCUACCUACCUGUCUGUAUUUAGUCUCUAGGGUUCAUAACAAACCACAAAAAGAGCUGUCUGACGCCAUCUCAGUGCAUUCCGUUUCUGGGUCUCCAGUUACACUCACUCAUGUAUCAUUAUUUUCUAUCACCACAGAGGGUGUUCUGGCUCUGCUUAGAAAAAGUUGUGCGUUUUUGCAGUGCUAUGGCCACUGUGGAUGAUGGCUUCUGUGAUGGAAGUCGUUCCCUGUGGGGCUAUUGUUGAUACGGCCCUUCCAGCGCUAAAUGCUAGCUACUCACUUGGAUGCAUCUCGCAGCCUAAGCCGAUCUCUUCGGGUGUCCUUGUCAGGCCUACAGGCCAUGGCCCAGUGGUGGGACCCUUUGCUAUUGUCAGGGGGCUCCCAUGGGCUGAGAUGUAACCCGCAAGUUGAUCACGACCGACGCAAGGUGGGAUGCGCUGUACAAAGGCAACUCGAUUCGAGGGUAUGGACACUGGUGCGAAGCGCACUACUGUUUUUGUUGGGCCGGCUUGUGCUGGUCAGAACCGACUCAGUGGUGGCGUGCAUCAACUGAUGGGCAGAGACUCUCUCUCUCGCUCUCCCUCCUAACCUUGGCUCACUCAAUUGCUUGGAUGCAGUGUGCACAUGCGUUGGGUGAUGCAUGUCCCCGGUUGCCUCAACUCUGGUGCAGAUCUUUUAUACAGGUGGGACCCUCUCUCAGGAUUGGAGGCUCUCCCAGGUAUGGGACAUUUUCAGCAAGGCCGAUGUAGGUCUUUAAGCAUCGCGAGGACACUGGCGCACCAAUGGCCUCGGAUCCUCCUUUAAAACGCUUCUGCCAGUGGUUCUGAUUCGGCCCACAUUGCAGUGGGUUCGCCAAGGGGGGCUUAACAUUGAUUCUUGUGGCUCCCCGUUAGCAGAGGCAGACUUGGUCGCACAGAGAAUUUGCCUUUUAGGCGGGGACCCGUAGAAACUCCCGUUGCGCAGGGACCUGUUGUCCCAGGCGCACUGGCAGGAUUGGUAAGCGAGGCCAGAGAUUUGGUUCCUAUAGGCCUGGCCCCUAAGAUGGCCAGUCUGAUAGCUAGAGGUUUACCUCCCGAAGGUUAUUGAUACCAUUUCCAUCUGCAAGGGCGCCCUCCACGAGAGGACUGUAUCCGUAUAAGUGGCAAGCAUUUGAACUCUGGUUCCAAGAUAAAGGACUUGUUCCUUUUCAGUGCUUUGUGAGGGAUAUCCUUAUGUUCCUACAUGAGCUUUUCAAGCAUUCUCCACUUUAAGUGUACAUGGCCGCUGUCUCAGCGUGUCAUGUGGAAAUUGAUGGAACACCACCGGGGACUCACUCCCUGGUGGUGCGGUUCCUGAAAGGUGUGCGUUGUCUCAGACCGGUCUCUCUAAACCUAUUGCGCCCACAUGGGACUUGGCGCUGGUUUUGGAGGCAUUGUGCGGCCCCCUUUGAGCCUCUGGAGUCGGUGGAUCUGACGAUCCUCUACAACAAAACCUACCUGCUCAUGGCUUUGGCCUCGGCUAAACGUAUUGGGAACCUCUGCGUAUUCCGUACACCCUUCCUGUACUCAGUUCACGGCAGGGUGUUCUCUAAGCAGCGUCUCUCCCACUGGAUUGUGGAGGAUGUAUCUCUGGCAUAUAGCAGCAAGAGGUAAGGGUUACCUAACGGUGUAUGUGUCCCACUCCACCAUGGGUCUGGCAGCGCCUUGGUCGUUGUUUAAAGGGUUGACUAUAGGAGAUACUUGUGCUGCAUCGAGUAGAGCAUCACCACACACUUUUGUGAGGUUUUAUCGCUUGGAUGUCACUACUUCCAGCAUAGCACAGUGUGCUUACAGCUGGGACAGGGGAAAGUCACUAGGCAGCUCACCAUAAUCACAAUACCCGCAUCUGGCAGGGUCAGGUCUGGGUGGUCUGCAUGGCCCGUUUUAAUUUAGUAUCCAUUGGGGUUGGCUUUGGGCGUGAUUAUAUUUCCCAAUAGUAUGUUUUACCGAAGUUGACUGACAAAUAAUCAUAAUGUUACAUUCUCUAACUACGGUUCCCUGAAGGAGGGAAACAAGGUACAACACCUGUUUUGGACCUGCACUGCCAGUUCCUGGGCUCUAUGAAGAGCGGUAUUUAAAUUAAAGGAAUUAAUCCAAGCCUCGCGCUUUUCACCUUUUGGAAGGUGGGACUUCCAGCGAGGCGCGGGUUUCAUUGUCCUUUUCAGGCGUGAUUGUAGAUCCUUUGACCUAAGUCGCGCGAGUGUGGCUCCCCAUAGUAUGUUUUACCGAAGUUGACUGACUGAAAGGGAACAGUAGUUAUAGUCACAGCGUUACGUUUUGAUCAGUCAUGGAAAUAAGUGCUGAAAACAAAUUGGCUCCCUAUUUAAAAAGAUGGAAAACAAGCUAUGAAGUAAAAGAAAGUACUGGAGUUUUGGUGCAGGUACAGUCAACUAGCGCCAAAAUCAUAUUGCAACAUUGUCCCCAUAUGUAACUAUCUAAACCUCUCCUUUGCUUUAUCUAUGUUGUGUCCAGGCUGUCCCAGAAGGGGACUGGUUCUGCCCUGAGUGCCGUCCCAAACGGCGAGCCAACCGCCUCACCUCCCGCCAACGCUCCUCUGUCGACUCUGAGGAAAUAGAGGAAGAGGAGGAGUCAGAGGAGGAAGUGGAAGAAGAAUCAGAGGAAGAGGAAUCAGAGGAGGAAGAGACUGAGGAAGAAGAGAAGAGGUGUGUUUUGAGCGUCACUAUACUUGUAAUUGUGUUGAUAGUAAAUGACCUUAAAAUAAAAACAACCCAACGUGUUUAUUCAAAUAUCUGAAGUUUCCCUCCCUCAAUUCCGUCUCCCUCUUCUCCUCUAGUGUCACUAAAAAGGGCCGGACUGCUGUGAAACCUCCUGUGCCUACUACCAAAGGCAGUCGGUCGAAUAGCCGGACCACCAGCAGCUCAAGUCAUUCCACUCCCCGGAGCCAGCAGACUACACCCAAACAGCCCCUCUCGGCCGGGAAGGGAGCCUCCGCCAAGUCCUCAGGGAAGAAGCCCACCCCAGUCUCCAACGGCAGACGCCCACCACGACCAGGCAGCAGAGUCAGCUCCCGGCUCAGUCAUGAGAUACUGGCCACCAGCGGUACCUCCAGCAGGACAAGCAGCCAGCCUACUCCAUCUCCCUCUCAGGCAGACUCCCGUAGAAGACCCAUCUCGGGUAAGACCAGUUCUGCAAAAUGUUUCUGUACAGAAGCGUUUAAUUAAUUUUCUCAUGUACAGUGCCUUCAAAGUAUUCAUAACCCUUGACUUAUUCCAUAUUCUGUUGUUUUAUAGCCUGAAUUCAACAUGGAUUUAAAUGUUGUUGUUUUUUUCUCUACCCUCUCUAAACAGAAUACCCCAAAAUGACUAAGUGAGAACAUGGUUUUUAGAAAUGUUUGCAAAUGUAUUUAAAAUGAAAGUGUUGUCAAUAGGGCUGUGCGAUAUGGCCUAAAAAAUCAUAUUAACAUUUGUAUUUAUUAAUGGCCGAUUCACAAUUAUUAUUUUUCUCUAAAUAAGCUUUGUUGUACAAUUAAAGGUAAAAUACACUGCAUUUCAAACAGUCAGAAUUAAUGCAAUGAAUACAGGGCUUGUGAAAUUAUACUUGGGAUUAAUAUGUAAGCCUUCAACAAUCAUAAGACCGACUAAUUAUUUUAUCAAAAUAGUUUAACCUGCUUUUUUGCAAUAAUCACUCAUCUGGCUUUCAAGUCUGUCUAUGAAAAUUCCCCUUUUGUUACAAAUUUUACCAGAACCAUGCAUAAUGCACAUUCACUUCUGGUAGCAGGCAUAAUAGAAAAUGAACACAGGUCUCAUAGACAAUGUCUUAAGAUCAAGCCCACGUGCUAGUGAGUAACCAGCUAAUCUUUAUAGGAAUCUUUAUUUAAAGUUUAGCCAACUUGAAUCUAUUUUCUAGCUAUUUACAGGUAAUUGUUAUGAACACACCCUUCUGUCAGUCUCCAACUAUUUGAAGAGCAUGCAAGCCUGUCCACUUUGUUCAGAUGUUGAAAUCAAGUGGCCUACCUUAUUUCUCAGAAUGAGAAAAAGUUGCCAAUUCCUUAUAUAAUUGUUGUAUGCUUAUUGCACAUUUUAUAAAACACAGCUAGUAUAACAGUCUUUGGCUAAAAUGCUGCUAGCGGUAUGUGGCGUGCCACAAACUGAGCAUUCAUUUUCCAGAAUCAAUGUUCAUUAAUACUCCUGUUUUGGUAGUCUGCUCUGUGUGGUAUUUGAGCAAUUGAGACAUAAAAAGGGUAUUGUUAAAAAGGUUAACUUCUCUAUUACUGUGUGUGUGUUUGGAAUACCGCGCAAAAACAUACAUUUCAAUUAAUUCAAAAAAUCGCCCAGCCCUAAUUCACACCCCUGAGUCAAUACAUGUUAGAAUCACCUUUGGCAGUGAUUACAGCUGUGAGUCUUUCUGGUUAAGUCUAAGCGCUUUGCACACCUAGAUUGUACAAUAUUUGCACAUUAUUCUUUUAAAAUUAUUCAACCUCUGUCAAGUUGGUUGUUGAUCAUUGCUAGACAGCCAUUUUCAUGGCGCCAUAGAUUUUAAAGUAGAUUUAAGUCAACUGUAACUAGGCCACUCGAACAUUUAACGUCAUCUUGGUAAGCAACUGUAGUGUAUAUUUGGCCUUGUAUUUUAGGUUAGUUCAUUUUUCAGAAGGACAAUAAUCUUCCAGUGUCUGGUGGAAAGCAGACUGAACCAGGUUUUCUGCGCUUAGCUCUAUUUCGUUUCUUUUAAUCCUAAAAAACUCCCUAAUCCUUGCUGAUGACAAACAUACCCAUAACAUAAUGCAUCCACCACUAUGCUUCAAAAUAUGAAGUGGUACUCAGUGAUGUGUUGGAUUUGCUCCAAGCAUAACACUUUGUAUUCACUUUGACAUUAAGUUAAUUUUUUGGCCACAUUUUUUGCAGUUUUCCUUUAGUGCCUUAUUGCAAACAGGAUGCAUGUUUUGGAAUAUUUGUAUUCUGUGUAGGCUUCCUUUUCACUCUGUCAAUUAGGUUAGUAUUGUGGAGUAACUACAAUGUUGUUGAUCCAUCCUCAGUUUUCUCCUAUCACAGCCAUCAAACUCUGUAACUGUUUUAACAUCACCACUGGCCUCAUGGUGAUAUCCCUGAGCGGUUUCCUUCCUCUCCGGCAAUGGAGUUAGGAAGGACGCCUGUAUCUUUGUAGUGACUGGGUGUAUUAAUGCACCAUCCAAAGUGUAAUUAAUGAUUUCACCAUGCUCAAAGGGAUAUUCAAUGUCUGCUUUUUUUUUUUACCAAUCUACCAAUGGGUGUCCUUUGCGAGGCAUUGGAAAACCUCCCUGGCCUUUGGUUGAAUCUGUUUGAAAUUCACGUUUCGACUGAGGGACCUUACAGAUAAUUGUAUGUGUGGGGUACAGAGAUGAAGUAGUCAUUCAACACUAUUAUUGCAUACAGUGAGUCCAUGCAAUUUAUAAUGUGACUUGUUAAGCACAUUUUCACUCCAGAACUUAUUUAUGCUUGCCAUAACAAAGGGGUUGAAUACUUACCGACUCAAGACAUUUCAGCUUUUCAUUUUUUAUGAAUUUGUAAAUAUAUCUAAACAUAAUUCCACUUUGACAUUAUGGGAUAUUGUGUGUAAGCCAGUGACACACAAUCUCAAUUUAAUCCAUUUAAGAUUCAGGCUGUAACACAACAAAAUGUGGAAAAAGUUAAGCGGUGUGAAUACUUUCUGAAGGCACUGUAGCACUUAAGGGGUGUCUAAAUUACACAACUUUCUUCUAGUUGAGUAAUUUUUGGCCUUCUCACACAGUGCACAUCUUUUGAUAUUCACAAUCGUCUGCAUCUUCUCUGUUUCUCCAGCAGAGGUCUCCCCCAAGCCCAAGCUGGUCCUGACUCCCUCUGUCUCAGGUUCUUUGACCAAUCGCCGCAGCUCAGGGAGGAACCUGGGAGUCCAUGAACUGUCUGCCUGCGAGCAGCUGACCGUAGAGCUAGUCAGACAUGAAGACAGCUGGCCCUUCAUGAAACUGGUGUCCAGGAUACAGGUAAUACAUUCAUUUUAAAGGUAGAUUUCUAUCUGUUCCAGCCUGGCACACAGAGCAACCCAUACACGCAUGCAUUUAAAGACACACAGCAUACACAAAGGCAGCGUUCCUAUGAAUACACUUUUUCCUAUAACUAGCUACCUCACUAGGGACACCUACUCACUAGUGACGUCUAACUCAGGGGUUCCCAAUCUUUUUUCCCAGGGACCCCAUUUUUUCACAUUUUGUCAUUUCUUGUUUUAAGCUAAUUUCCUACAAUUCUAUGUAGUUUAACAAGAAUCAUGACAUUUUAUAGUUAGGCUAUUUAAUGAUAAUGGAUAAGGAAAAUAAAUCUAGAUUCCAUUUCCCCAAAUUUUAUUCCGCUACCAAAUGUAUUAUAAUUUAUAUGAACCCUCAAUUUAAUUAUACAUAUUCUCUUUUACUAAAAAUGAAUAGAUCAAUUAAUGGCGAGAGUCACACAUUGUAUAAAAUUACUUCCCAGGCAAAGUACAAUUUCUUAGAUUCCUCGACUUUAGGUCGUAGCUCAGCUUCUGAAUGUCAGAGAUAAAUCAAAGAUAUCCCCAUAUGCGUCGGUUGCGUCUUCUGGCAUUUUAACGCAUGUUUCUAUUUAUGCGUCGUUAUAAAUCCAUAGAUACAAUCGCAACAAACAAAAAAAACUCAAAUCAAGGAAGGUCCUGGUUGUUGGGUCAAUUAGACCAUGCUCAUCUAUCUAAAACAUUGAAUUAUUUCACAAUAUUUUGGUAAGUUAGCUGGCUAAGUCAUUGAUCUUACUUUGUAGUAGGUGUUGGAACCAAAUUUAAUUUCCAGUCGUUUCGUUCUGAACAGAGCAUUAUUUUUUUUCGUUCUGUUACACUUUUCCGACCAGCAAAAUAUACAGUUGAAGUCGAAAGUUUACAUACACUUAGGUUGGAGUCAUUAAAACUCGUUUUUCAACCACUCCACAAAUUUCAUGUUAACAAACUAUAGUUUUGGCAAGUCGGUUAGGACAUCUACUUUGUGCAUGACACAAGUAAUUUUCCCAACAAUUGUUUACAGACAGAUUAUUUCACUUAUAAUUCACUGUAUCACAAUUCCGUUGACUAUGCCUUUAAACAGCUUGGAAAAUUCCAGUAAAUUAUGUCAUGGCUUUAGAAGCUUCUGAUAGGCUAAUUGACAUCAUUUGAGUCAAUUGGCGGUGUACCUGUGGAUGUAUUUCAAGGCCUACCUUCAAACUCAAUGCCUCUUUGCUUGACAUCAUGGGAAAAUCAAAAGAAAUCAGCCAAGACCUCAGAAAAAAAAAUUGUAGACCUCCAAGUCUGGUUCAUCCUUGGGAGCAAUUUCCAAACGCCUGAAGGUACUACGUUCAUCUGUACAAACAAUAGUACGCAAGUAUAAACACCAUGGGACCACGCAGCCGUCAUUCCGCUUAGGAAGGAGACGCGUUCUGUCUUCUAGAGAUGAACGUACUUUGGUGCGAAAAGUGCAUAUCAAUCCCAGAACAACAGCAAAGGACCUUGUGAAGAUGCUGGAGGAAACAGGUACAAAAGUAUCUAUAUCCACAGUAAAACAAGUCCUAUAUCGACAUAACCUGAAAGGCCGCUCAGCAAGGAAGAAGCCACUGCUCCAAAACCGCCAUAAAAAAGCCAGACUACGGUUUGCAACUGCACAUAGAAAUGUCCUCUGGUCUGAUGAAACAAAAAUAGAACUGUUUUGGCCAUAAUGACCAUCAUUAUGUUUGGAGGAAAAAGGGGGAUUCUUGCAAGCCGAAGAACACCAUCCCAACCGUGAAGCACAGGGGUGGCAGCAUCAUGCUGUGGGGGUGCUUUGCUGCAGGAGGGACUGGUGCACUUCACAAAAUAGAUGGCAUCAUGAGGAAGGAAAAUUAUGUGGAUAUAUUGAAGCAACAUCUCAAGACAUCAGUCAGGAAGUUCAAGCUUGGUCGCAAAUGGGUCUUCCAAAUGGACAAUGACCCCAAGCAUACUUCCAUACUUCUUAUUGUUAUGACAUGUAUUAUCUGAAUUAGCCCCAUAGAAUUAUACCUACGGAGGACCGGCUUCUAUUAAGGAACUUUUAAUGUCUUCAGAGUUGGUUUAAUGUUGGACCAAAACUAGCUAGCUAACAAGCUUGUGUGUGCAGAGCUGCAAUAUAUCACCAUUUUGGGCAACCCGGUUUUCUACACCAGGUUCAAACAGUUGAAAAUAUAAUAUUUUUGGUUAUGGAAAAUAUAUUUCACAGCGGUUUAGAUUCUCUACACUAUACUUGCUUGUUUUGUCAUAAACUGGAAUUAGAAUUUUAGCAACCGGGAAAUGGCGGGGUGAUUUCUACAUAGUACACCUGUCUUACCAUUUUGUAGUUAAUAAAUCUUAUGUGAAACGUGAUGACACUAGUAUCCUUAACUAGCAUUGAAAAAGUUAAUCCAUUGUUCUUUAAUUAAAAAUCUCUCCUUAAUUUCUGAAUCACGUUUGUAACGUCAGUAGUAGGCUAGUAGACUAUGCUUCGGGAGGGGCAGGUAGCCUACGCACGCACACACAGUGGCAAAGAUUUUCCACUGGCAGGCAGACUGGAAUAAGAGUGAGGGCUUUGCUUAGGCGCUUUGUUGCGUUUUUAUGUGCGACUGGGAAAAAAAUGCCCGGAAUGUAAAAGAACGUUAUUAACCGGUUCCCAUGCUUUUUAAAUAACAGUUAUUUUCCGGAAUAGUAUAGAUCACUUUCGUUCCUGGUAUUGAUUCUGUUCCUCUAAAAAGUAUUUUUUGUUUCUGUUCCCUGAACUGGUUCCAACCCCUGCUUUGUAGUAUACCCUAGUGAUGCGUGGGUUGACUCAUAAACCUCAGUCCCCGCGGUUAUAUCUGCGGGGUGGGCGGGUUUACGGUCAUGAAAUAUUGUGUGGAUGAAGGGCAGGCGGGUUGAAUAAAGAGAAAAUAAUGCAGUUCAUAUCUAUUGUGCAGUUUAUCUAUAGGCUACAUUAAGGUUUUUCUUUUGUUUUCAUCUGGCGUUGGUGCCUAAGCUUUAGGGCCUAACUGUACGGGCAGCAAAUACAUGCCAAUCUCCAAAUGCUUUUGGGCACUUGGGCAGAAAAAGUUAACGUUGAUCCACUGAGGCAAAAAGGGAAGGAACUACAGCGCAUUUUCGAUAUUUGCGGGUCUGGUGCGGGCCUCAGAUUCACUCGAUCACAUAGUCGAGCGGUUGCGGACGGUUUAUUAAUUGUGGGUGGGUGUGGGUGAACAAACAGCUGACCCUUGCAUCACUAGUAUACCCCUCUGAUUUGUCUGUCCUCACUUCUGCAGGUUCCAGACUACUUCGACAUUAUCAAAAGGCCCAUAGCUCUGAGCACUAUCAGAGAAAAGGUCAACAACUGUGAAUAUAAAACAGCCAGUAAGUUGAUGUUUUACUUUUACCUAAACCAACACAAAAGCUUGAACCAUCUCCUUGUUUACUGUAUAUUGGAUUGCAUUUUUUUUAUCAACCUGCAAAACAAGUUGUUUUAUGCUGUCAUGGUUCUGCACACCAGCAGAUUUUAAAUGAUUUCUGAUAGAUAAUAUUUUUCCCCCUCCUAUCUCACAGCGGAGUACAUUGAGGACGUGGAGCUCAUGUUCGCCAACUGUUUACAAUACAACCCUCGGCACACGAAUGAAGCUAAAGCAGGAGCAAGGCUCAAAGCCUUCUUCAACUCGGAAGUCUCUAAUCUGGGGCUGGCAGACUGGACCACUCCUCCACAGAAGCGGUCCCGGAUGUAAAGCUGUCUGACUGAAACUACUGGGUCGUAUUCAUUAGUGCACACCGUUGCAAGCGUUUUGCGACAAAAACAAGAGUUUGUUAUUGGACACUUUUUCACCUUUUAUUUUAUCAGGGAGUCAUGCUGAGACCAAUGUUUAUUUUACAGAUGAGCCCUGAAUUACAGAAAAUACAUACAUCAAUAUAAAUACAAAAUGCAAGUAGAAAGAAAAACAUGGUCAUAAUUCAGGUAGUCCCUCCGUUUCGCUCUGUUUUCUUCCAUUUGGUUUCUAUUGAAUAUGACAAUGCAUUGUAAAGUUUGAAGUCUGAACAUUCCCAAACCGUUUUGAAAUUGUAAAUAUCAUACCCUCAAAAUAAGGCAGGAACAACUAUAUCGCUGUGAAAGUAUUUGCACUGAAAUUUGAAAACAAGUCCUUUCUAUUCUAUUCACUCAGGGUAAACAAAUUGUGGUGUGAAACGAGGUUUUAACAGUGCAUUUAUAUUUUGUAUCUUGGCAGCAUUUCUAGACUACUAUUUUUGUGCACAUACUUUUUUUUUUUAUGUGACUACUUUAGUUGAUUUGGGUGAAUAAAGUAUUGAGACCUAAUAUGAACAGUUUAAUUUUAGCAUUUCACAAUACUGAAAAUAUUUUACAUCAACUGUUUCAGGUUCCCUUCUUUCAGUGAAACACUACACUGGAACCCAAUAUCAUUUAUUAUUAUUUCAUAUUUCCCUUAUUUUCUAUCAUUCAUUGGUUAUUUAUUUAGUUUUGAAUGCAAUAACUAUUUAUAAUAUUUCUAUAGAACAUGUUUUUGUGAAGAAUUAUUUGCGUAGUUUUGAGUUCAGUCUUUAGAAACUGUUUGGGAUAGGGUUUAAAUACUGAGUGUUGUCCCCCUAACUGUCAACUCUGCUUUGUAUUUGCUAUGGUGUACAUUUUUCUAUAUAUAAAAAUACAUUGACUUUGUUUAAUAUUUCUUGGUCAUCUCUCCCUUUUUGUUGCCAAUGUCUUCUAAAUAAUUGUGAAGUGUCUUAAUGUUUUUAGGAUAGGUGUACAUUUUUUGUAGGGUUAGAAAAAUAACUUGUAACGCUGCCUGCCUGGGUUAGCCAGAGUUGAGUGGAAGUCCGCAAGUCCUUGCUUAGCUUCAUUGUCAUCAGUAUGUCACAGGACAAAUUCCUCCUAUCCCAUUCCUGAUCCCGCCCGCCUGAAGUCCAGUGGCUCAUACUCGCUCGCCCCUUACCACCACCUUCUCGCUUGCUCUGUCCAACAGACCCGGUCGUUCAAACAUUACCAUAUCUAUUUACCCCAAAAGAUUUAACCACAUAAUAGCAAAUCGCACAGGACCGACGAUCGGACAACAUGGUAAGAUGCUUUACUUUUAUAGCUAGACGUUUGGUAGUUUCUAGUUCAGUGCAGAUGUAACUUUUUGUAACUUUGUUGCACUGGGCUGUAUUCGAGAAACGUUGCUUGCAUACCAAUGUUUGAUUGCUGGUUACAGUUGAGUUGGACAUUCCAUAGUGGUUAGCUGUAGCUACGAUGUUUGUUUCAUGUUAAAUAAUAUACCGUGAUUUAAUUUCUAAAAUCUGUUCCAGGUUAGGAUUGCUACAGGGCCUGCAGCCUAAGGCGGCCAUUUUAACCUAAUUAUAGCGCAGUCCUCUAUCUAACGGUAAUUGCUCUACUGCCAGUUAGCUAAACUUUCAGAUCAUGAAGCCAAGUUGGCUUGCUAGCUAACGUUAAUACCAUUCCUGCUGGCAAUCUCGUUUUCUACACUAUAUGCUACUGUACCUAGCUGGUUAUAGAUGAUAAACAAAAUGAUUGGGACUAGAUUCCUUGAAAUGGUCUUGCAGGUCUCCUGUCCUGUUUGAUUGCACUCGAGUCAGGCUAAUAAUGCGCCCAUGCGGAUUUCCACGCUUUUGUUCCCAUACUAGCUAGUUUACUGCAGUGGGCCUUGACACAUGCAAAUGUUGCUAGACAUGCAAAAGGUUACUGGACACAGUGCUAGCUAGUUUCUGGUCUCAUUCACUGACAAAGUUGCUAGUGUAGUGGUCAGCGAGUCUCGUGCACUUUUGUGAUAAGAGGGUUGUUAGCCAGUAACGUUACACCACAGUGUUGGAAUGUCCUAUUGCCACGGAUUGGUUUUCUGGUCGGAUUGUCAUCUUCAAUAGAGAUGGAACACUUUGGGCAGCUGACAUAGCCUAUGUGGCAUGCAAAAUGACUCAGCAGGUGUGCUGGUAGGUAGUGUCCGAGUGGAAGUGUUGAUUCAUUGUAAAUGAGUGGCAAAGGAAAGGAAGGCUAUGAUCAAUGCUGCAGUCACUUGUUAUUCUGUCUGCGUGACUCGUAUUGGUAGCUAAUGCUAUAGCUACAUACUAUAUGUGUAAAGGUUUGUUUUUUAAAUACCUUCUCAUAGAGACCUCAGGUAAAGCAUUUCCUAUCCCAAUGCUCUUUAGCUAUGGGUCUAGAUUCAAUGUCCACAUAAUAAAGAGGACAUGAUAAUACCUGCAGUGUCUUAGCAGCAUUGUGCCCUGUGUUUACUAGCUAUUGAACAGGGUACAACCAUAUUGAAGGCUGCCAUGUCAUUCCCCCCCCCCUUUCCGCAGGCCUCUGGUGUCACUGUCAACGAUGAAGUCAUCAAGGUCUUCAAUGACAUGAAAGUGAGGAAGUCAUCCUCUACCGAAGAUGUCAAAAAGCGUAAAAAGGCUGUGCUGUUUUGCCUCAGUGAUGACAAGAAGAAGAUCGUUGUAGAGGAGGGCAAGUGGAUUCUGGUUGGUGACAUUGGGGAGUCGGUGGACGACCCAUACGCCUGCUUUGUAAAGCUUCUACCUCUCAACGACUGCAGAUACGGCUUAUACGAUGCCACAUACGAAACAAAAGAAUCCAAGAAAGAAGACCUGGUAUUUAUAUUUUGGUACGUUUGAGUAUUGUAAGCUAUGGAGGACCAUAGCUUGGUGGUCCCAGGUAUAAAAAAGUUUGAGAAACACUGUCUUCGACUUUGGGUAAAAUAGCUGCUGCUUUCAUUUGUUUGGUAUGGAUUACAAUGGAGAAGGACGUUAUUAGUCUUAUUAAACUGUUUCCCUCCUUAUUCCAGGGCACCUGAGGGUGCUCCCUUGAAAAGCAAGAUGAUCUACGCUAGCUCUAAAGAUGCAAUUAAAAAGAAGUUCACAGGUGAGUGACAAUUGUUAUAUCAAACUGCUAUUCCUGUAUGUUUGACCUGAUAUUGUAUGAUCUUGUUGUUCAGUCAUUUGUUCAGGUGAAUUUGCAUACUUCUCGACAACUAUCUUGUUAAAACUAUUUUGUCUUUUUUACUGACAUAAGUUAUUUUCUUUCCCUAUGUUCUAUAAAAGUUUCAUGACAUUAGGCUUUAGCUAUUGAAGUUAUUCAAAACACCAUUCAAUUUGAACCCCAUAGAAAGUUUAGAAAAUGUGUGGUGUCAAACAAAAUUCCCCCAGACACCACUGCAAUUAUUGAAAGGGCCUUGUUAGUAUUCAACACAACAGUAUAAAAUAGAUGAAAAUCAGCUCUAUACAUCCCUUUUUUUCAGGUAUCAAACACGAAUGGCAAGUCAACGGAUUAGACGACAUCCAGGACCGCGCCACUCUGGCAGACAAGUUGGGAGGCAACGUGGUGGUAUCACUCGAAGGGUUACCAUUGUAAACUGAGAAUAAUACGUGCCAUCUGGAUUCCAGACGCUUUCACCUUAGCAGCUGUGUCUAUAUCAUUUGAUCCUAAAGGAAUAGCUUUAGGCUUUUUUUUUUUUUCAGUUUUGAUUUUUUUUUCACAUGAAGGAGAUCUCAUUAACAUAUGCAAAAGCGUACAAGUUAUUUUGCCAGCUGACUUCUUCAAAAAGAUCCUGGUAUUUUUUAUUUUUUUCCUUCAAGGAAUGUUCACAUCAGGUGUUUUGCCAAACAAAUAUGUACAGCAGCACCACACUACCUGAGAUUAAUAACACUCCCACAACAAAAAGUUUAGCACUGUUUUUGCAUUCUUUGCCACCUAAACAGUGAUGACUAGAUGCUCAGUAGCGUAGGAAAAUGUGAACGCUUUCUAUAAUGCCUUGACAGUCAUAUUCACUGCCCAGGUUACAGCUAAAAGCAAGUAUUUUGGACUAAUGAGGUUUUUCAUAUGACUGACUUAUUUAUUUGAACUGUUCUAUCGUAUCCAAUAUGUUAUUCGACAUGGCAAAACACGUAAUAAGACUAUGCAUAUACAAAGCACUUUUUUGUUUAUAAACUACAAGUUGAGAAAAAAGUUUAGAAUAACUAUAAAGAAUAUCUGUAUUUAUGUCAACUAGAGAUGUUACCUCAGUUUUCAUUCCUGUUAUGCAUAUGGGCAAGAACAGAUGAGUAUUUGACUGUUCAAUUGCCGCCUUACUUUCAUUUGAAUGUACAGUACACCACCGUAAAAAGGAGGGGUGGUGGUUGCAGUUUUUUUUAACGCUAAACAAAAUAAUUCAAACGUAUCAGUAAAGAUGGCAAUAUAUGUGCAUUUGGAGCAUUAAGUGGAACAUUGUUUUUGAGAUCGGCCGAGGAGGUUGCCACUUUGCAAUAAAAUCUUGUGGCAGAUAAUAGAAAGAAGUGUUGUUUGUCUGAGUGUAUCUGUUCAUCAGGAGGGCUGGGAAGCCAUAAAGAGAUGCAUUAAUGAUCUCCUCUAACAGGAAAUAGAAAGAUCUGGUCUAUAUGCUAUGUUUUGCUAUGUUGCCUUGGUUAGUGUUUUUUUCCAUUAAAGCGGGUGCAGUGAGUAAGUGAUAAUCUUCUGGGCUCUGUUCAGAAGGGCAGCUACAACUUAACGGAACAUUCUGGUAUAAAUAUAUUGUGUAGAAUAGAUGGUGUUCUAUGUUGUGUAGAAUAGGGAAUAAUUUCAGCUCUAUACAUUGUAUUU